ACAUACACAUAAACCCCUACACUGGCUGCUGGUCUAUUUUUUAUUUUUAUCCACCUGUUUAAGCGCCUUACUGCUGUGUGUGCACACGCCUCUGCUCAAAGCUUUGGUAGGGGGGAGAAAACACCAUGUGAAAACGCCUUUUGCAUAAAUUGGCAAAGAGCUCCUCCAGUCAAUAUGAUCACCACCACCACCACCAACACCACCACAGCUCAGACACGUCAGAGCUCCUUCCGCCGCUGCUGAAUGGAUCACCAAAAAAAAAACCAUCACAUCCCCUGCAUGCUUUUGCGCAAAACCUCUUAUUAAUUUUCGUUCAUCUCUGAGGAUACAGCUGCCUUCCUGCAAUUUCUUGGUCACCUCAUCCACAGCGUAGACACUGAGCUGUGGCCAUGCCAAGUGCAUUGAUUUAAGACAAUUUGGACUCCAGAGACACAUUGCUGCUGGACGCACGGCUGGUCAUCUGGAAGGCUUUUUUUUCCUGCAACAAUUUGUUGCAAAAUAGUGAGGGGCGAAGACAUGGUGCCGGUACCGCAUCGGCUUGUCAUGGAACCGUGAGAACUUUCCUCUGGACUCCCUCCCCUUCCCCCCUCUUCUUCUUCUUCUUUUAGAUGAUUUUCAGCGGGGUCGUAUUUUUUGGGGAAAUUAUCUGCCGUUUCCCCCUUCCAUUAUGUUCACGUUCGCUGCCUUCUGCUACAUGCUGUCUCUGGUCCUCUGUGUGUCCCUGAUCUUCUUUGCAAUUUGGCACGUAAGUAUCCUACAUUAUGUGUAUUUUGAGCGACUGUUUCUUGUGUUUGAUGACCACUGUUUGAUCUGGUCAUCGGGGGGAAGCGUGCAUUCCUGGCGCGCAGGUGUGCGUGAUAAUAGUGCGUAACAAUGCCCGAUAGCCCAAAUCCGCCUUCAUUUAAUUGAAACGUGCAUUUAAUUCACACCAUGUCAUGUUGCAGGAUGUUGUUUUCUUUCUGUCUUUCUACUACAAUGCAGGUGAUCACCUGUUCACGGUUUCCAACGCUCCAUCGUCCAUCAUUUCCAGUACUUUGUCUCCACUUUACCAGCUUUUCUUUGAUAUUGCUACUGCAGGAUAUUUCAGUCAGAUAUAGAGAAAUGCCUGCAACCCUGUGCAGCACACAAGAUCAAUUAAAGCGCCUUGCUUCCAGAUCAAUUAGGAAAUCUUGUAGAGUGUAAUCUCCCCUCUCUCAUCUUUCCAGCUCUGUGCCCUCUACCUUUAAUCAAGCCCCAGCUCGGCUACACACCACUGCUAAUAUGACUGACUGUAAUAUGAUAUUUAAAUAAUCUAAUUAUUUGCUCCCUGAGCAACAUCUCCAUCAUGCAGGGCCUUAUGUAAAGACAGAUUUGGGUCAGGACUUUCUGCCUAUUGCCCAGAGACUGCUUUUUUUGCAUAGAAACAGCAGCAGACCUGAUGCACUGGGGGUGACUGAUACUCUGGUAUUUACACGGAAUAGUUGCUCUGCCUGUCUGUCAGCCAGGCUGUAGAAAAAGAUCUCAGAUUUUCAUGAUUCAUAAUUAAGGGACAAAGUCUACAACUCCAUUUUUCAUAUAAGAAUCCAGCGCUAGUGAAAGGAUCAGAAUGGAACACAUGAUUAUGUGGUUCAGCAACAAUCCAAAUUGCACUCGGCUUUUGCUGCAUUCUGCUUAAGACAGCAGAAACAGAGGAGAUGCCUCCUCCACUGAUUCUCCUCCUGUGACACACAGACAUGCAACAUAAUAUGCCUGGGAUCCAUAUAGCACAGUAACAUAAUUGGGAAGCAGCUCUGAGGUGGGAAUAUGAGAAGCGGUAGAAGUGUUGAGCAGAGUUGAGGCGGCACAUUAACAUCAGCCACCUGCCAAGUGCUGGGAAAUUUUGGCUGUUACACUUUCACUUCCAUCAGCUGCUCUGGCAGAUAUCCAUCCCUCUUACGCUUGUCUUUCUUUAAUUUGAAGAACUCUUUCACAGAGACACUGAAAACAAGGAAUCUUGCUGUCAAAAUGGCCACUUGAGCAAAAGGUUAGUUUUUAACAGCCCUAUGCUCAAGAGAACCAGUGUGCCAAAUUAAACUCAAUGGCGUUGACUAAACCAAAGUUAAAAGACCAUUGUUCUGUGUAUGAUUAUCAUGUUCCUAUCAUGUCAAUCCAUUUCUCUCAGAUGAAUUCUUAUUUAUUUAUUUUUUUUGCAGUGUUAAAAUGUCACUGCACAUUUUUAUGGGCUGCUUUGAAGAAGCUAAAUCUGGAAUGUAUGUAAGGAGCUGUCAGAAGUCAGGUAUCAUAACCUGAUAACCAGCAGUCCUCACCUUACCUAUCUUCCACGCAGGACAAGGAGCAAAGACAGGUCUUAUAUUGUCUAAUAUGAGUGUACAGAGCAUAUCUUAGGUUCAAAGGCAGCCCUGAUAAAGGCUUUUACUGUUACUGUAAGUUAAAAAAGAUGAGACAGGUUUUUAAUUUCCUUGUAGCUGCACAAACGUGACAUAAAAUAUAGGUCUCUAUAUUCAAAAACGGAGCAAAGUAGCACAGCUUUAAUACAUAAUAUGCACAUCAAGAGAUGACCUUUGAAUGAGUAAAGAAUUGAUCUGACUCUAACAUAUUAACAUCCAUCCAAUAUUAGUGUCUGAGUCAUGACAGUCAGAGGCUGACUAAUGACUCUGCACAGAUUAACCUCUAAUAUUAAUCAGCCAUAAUCAAUCAAACCCAUAUCCUGUCAAGUUAAUUAGCUCUUAUGCAUGCGCCCUGUCUGCACCUAUAUUAAUUUUCAGUGGUUUGACACAUUUUUCAUUAACUUGCUUUGAAGUAAGCUCAUAACAUAUAACUGACUGACUGAUUGACUUCUUUUUAGUCUCCUCUCAGUUACACCGACAGUUUAUCAUUCUCUUCUGAGAGCUUGUCUCAAGAAAAAAAAAAAACAUGCUGACUAAGUUUGUAGCAUUUGUUCAUCCUCUUAUCUUUGAGUCUGCUUGAUAUGCUACAUAAGAGUAGGUUUGCAUGAGUGACUACAGCUAGAAUCUGCAGAUUUCACUAAAACCUAUCUCUGAUACACUGGUAGCUAAACUACAAAUAGCAAAUCAUAACAAAUUUUCUAUUUAUUGCACUCACUAUUGUCCAUGCAGCACAAUACAGGUUGCACUUUAUUUGUUUUUUUUUUUGGUUAUAUGUACUGUUUAUUAUAAGAAUUCUUGAUUUGGCAUAUAUUGUCUGUCCUGAAUCAAUCACAAUUGGUAAAAAAUAACACCAAAUGCACCCACAGGAGCUCUCGUGAAAGCAAUUAGGAGGCUGUUUUAAUUAAAAUACAAAGGUGAACUGUCCCCUUCCCCCCGAGCCUGAUGGCUUAGUGCUUCCACAGUCUGACUCUGCCUGGGUGAUUCUCCUCCUUUGUAACAACAGUCCCUAAUGGGCCUGGAGUGUCAUUAAAGCUGGGAGUGAGCCACACAGUCCUCAGAUGCACUGUUGAUAGAUAGGAAAGCCCUGUGGUGGUGUGGAUAUGAUGCAGAGGUUGUCCUGGCAAUGUGGCAGGGGGGCAGAAUAGUAACUUACCACGCAGCUGGAGUUUCCGUUGUAUGACAGCAGUUGUGGUAUUUUAGUAAAUGAACCAUGCAAAUGCAAUGGGAGCAUUUAGUACGGCUGAUUUACAAAUGUCACCAGAAAUACUUUGGCUGUUUUUUCCCCACACACUUGGACCGUUUUUCUUUGAACUUUUUAACUAAUCUGUGGUGAUAUAGCCCACAGUUGUAGAACAGCGGCUGAUUAUUGACAAAUGAAACAGCAUUUUUGCCAAUUUCUACUUCUGAGCAGCAUUUAUCCUGGUAGAAAUAAAAUGGGAAAAUGGAAAUGGCCAUUUGUUAUGGCUGCGAACACAACCCUUCCAAGUGAACAAAGGCCAAGAGGAAAACAACUUAGAAAUAACGCAAAGUUAAAUUCAGACUAAAAUCCCCACAAAAAAAAAAAAAACUAAAACUAAAGGGUAUUACACAAAAUUAUGAUGGAUAGUUUUCUUUGGUAUUAGUGUGUCUCCAUUUUCAACUGCAGUUACUUUAAACCAGUUUUUAGUAGGGCUGCACGAUAAAUCGUUUGAGCAUCACCAUUGCGAUGUACGUGUGCGGGAUAGUAACAUCGCAGAGCCAGCAGUGUAGGAGGCAAACUCAUCUAAUUUUAAGGGUAGCUGACUGACGUAUACUCCAUGAGAUUCUGCAUGUGCUGGGCAGCGAUCCACCAAUCACAUUCGUUCUUUACUCAGUUGCCAAUCAGACCACUCUGCCAGCCGUCAAUCAAAAUCAGAGAGGAGGAAACCACGCCCCCGCACGUUCUGCACAUGAAGUGAGUCGCUGGCACUGCCGGUGUUGUGCCGAGAAACAUGUGUACGCUGAGAAUUACUUUCGGAACAUAACUCAUCACUGUUUAGCCCAACAAAUAAGAACUGUAUGGAUUAUAAAUUGUACAUUUCUAUUGACCACUCUACUAUAGGCAUUUUGCGAGGUGCAUGCAAUCCUCGGUGGGCAUGUGUUUCUCGGCAGAAUACCAGUAACAACAACAACGAUUACAAAAUGAGCAACGAACAAGAGAAAACCACCGAAAUUAAGACUUGUUGCUGAAAAGAAAAGGAAAGUCAGUUCUAUGGAAUUAUUUCGGUUACAAGAAGGAUGAUGUCGACCAAAACACGUGUUCUGUGUCGGCAGUGCCGUUCAUCUGUUGCCACAACGACGUCCCAGCACAAAACAAGCUAAAAAUAUCUCUAAGACAGCCAGAAGUCAUUCUACUAACAUUUACAAAAAGAGGUAAGAUCAGUGCAGGUUAACAAAAUUUCAACAGUGCAGCAUUGCUUAAAGUGCUAUUCAGGUCAUCUGGUGAAAAUUCCUGUAUUUUUUAAUAUCGCAAUCUAUAUCGCAGGGUUGAAAAAAUUGGAAUGUUAGUUUUUUCAAAUAUCGUGCAGCCUUAGUUUUUAGUAUCAGAAUCAGUCGAAGUGCAGCAGUUUGCAAUGCCAAAUCUGUCAAAGAAGACAGAAAAAGUUUACUGUGCGAAGUGUCAAGGAGGUCCCUGCUGUUGACUGUAUCAAAAAAAUUAACACAAUGUGUUGUUGUCCAGUAAUGUUUUUCAGUUUCAGCUUUAUUAACCACUUUUUUUCUGUUUUCCACACCUUAACUCUCACCUUGUCCCCGUCCUUUAUCUAUCCACCUGUUUCUGUCCCUUCCUCUCUGCAUGUGUCUACCCUGGUUGACAUUUUCCAUAAACAUGAAGAUCCACAAAACUUAAUUUAGUUCUUUAUUUCUUUGUUUGACCAUUGUGGGUGCACUGUGUGAUAGGGAGGCUUGUUGUACUGAAACAUUCAAAUGGAAACAAUGAUGGACCUGAAGUAAAAGUUGCUCUUUAAUGAAUUUUAGGAGGUCUUGCAGUUACACACAGUGUAAAAAUCUGUUUUUUUUUACUGUGCUUUGUCUUCAAAGCCCUUUACAUCCGGCCAAAUUUCAGUGGCACCUAUGAUAGGAGGCUGCCUAGUACUAUGCAGAUCAUGGGUUUGGUUUUGUUAUGGGCGAAUAUGAUGCAUCUAUUGGAAAAAUAGGAUUUAUUUUAAGUAGAAAAAUUGUGUGACUCCAUUUGGCACUCAGCCCAACCUUGAACCAGGACAUUUCUUCACUGUACUAUGACAAUGGCAAUGUAAACAAAGGUUCAUAAAUCUGAGCUUAAAAUCGAAUCCCUUCAACACCCAGUACUUAGAAGCAGUUAUAAGACUUAAUAGAAAUGCGCAAAUACAAUAUUUCAUAAAAUCAGAGAGAAUGUGGGAUGCUGACUGGUGUCCCCUCAAAUUCGCUUAGUACCCUGUGUAUAGCUUAACAUGGCCCUGGCAACCGAAGAGGAAAGCUUUGAGUCCAAACCACUUUUCUCUCCACCCUCCUUUCUUCAACUUGCCUUUUACUUAUUCACUUAAAUUACCACUCACAAAGCAAAGGCUGGUUCAAAUAACAUCAAGUCGACACCCCACAUCGGGAUUUCACGCACACUUCAGGAUGGAUCUGGAGGGGAACGGCGCGGCUGCACUGUUUUUUUUUUUUUUUUGCAUCCCCUCCUUUUUCCUCGGUGUGACUUCGCAUCACACUGCGAUUUUGACACGUACAGGGCAUUCACAGGUUUAAUAGAGGUGUCGCGUGAAUAAUCAUUCACACAGAACAACUGUAAUGCCUCCUCAUCUCAUCUGCUGCUGUCGCUAUGGUGCUCGGAUGAUGGAGCAAAACAAAAUGAUUUUACUGGUUGCUAUGUGAGGGAAGGAGGGUUGAAGAUUUUACGGACACAUAUUCGCAGUAAGGGGAAGUGUUGAGGGUUAUGUUUUGGGGGCAAGUGGUGUAUAUACUUUAAGGGUCCUGCUGCACAUUUGCUGUAAUGUCUUGCUAUACAGCGCAAGUGUGGCGAUCUUAUCCCUUGAGGCGGUUGUCAUUUUCACACACAGCAACCACAUUGUGUAAAAAGCACAUGAGCUCAGACCCAGAGGUGUACUGGUCUCCAAAUAAGUGAGUUCCAAAGGUGGCAUGUUGCCAUUUUGAGAACACUGAAAGCACUUUUGAUCUAAAUAUCCAUGGCACAUUACUUUCCUGCUAUUAAGAGGACGUAACUGAGUCAGUACAAAAGAGUUCACAAAGCCCAGUCCUCUGUUAUUUACACUCAUAGUAGUAGUAGUAGUAGUAGUAGUAGUAGUAGUAGUAGUAGUAGUAGUAGUAGUAGUAGUAGUAGUAGUAGUAGUUAGUAGUCUUUACUAAGACACAGCACUUGAAGGCACCAGUAUUUUCCCCUUGGCCCCACACAUCCUUGAUAUAGUAUGGGGCGGAUCAAGGGAUGCCAGAAAAAGAGGACACCCUCAAUGCUUUCUCCCCAGCCUUGUGUGCUUCACAGACUGCAGACCAAGACUGACACCAAGCUCUCUGUCACAUGUGCUCUCAAAUACGUGCACAGACAGACACAGACAGAUAUGCUCACACAACCUAAGUGUAUCCUCAAACAUAAACACUGAGUGUAACAGCACCUCCAGCAUACCUACAGAUUUUUGCCAUGUGAAAAAAGCAGAAAAAGCAAGUCAAAAGUAAACAUCUUACUCUUUCAUGCAAAAUAAACAAUAUUUUAGUUAAUACUAGCUCCUGUCCAAUAUUGUCAGCAUAUCCAGGUUUUGAAUGAUCAAACUGAACAUAAAUGCAUGUUUGCCUUUUUCAAUUUGGAAAGUCAACUCAUGCACGGGCAUGAUAAAAAAAAAUAUGACCUGUAAGUAGGGAUGUCCUGAUACAAAUUUUUGACUUCCAAUACGAUACCGAUAUUUUAGCCUUCAAUAUUGAUAGAUACCGAUAUUGAUCCGAUAUUGGCACAAAAUUAUGCAGGACAAGUUUUUCACUCAGCUGCAACAUCUUUUUCAGACUUGAACAGAAUACUGCCACAAGGCCAUCAUCACUCUUAUUCCUUGCUACUUUGUUAGUACCUUAGUGCACACUGUUGUUGGGAUUUUGUGGUCUCUGCCUGCUGGAUCAGGGCGCUGCUAGAUAGAGAAGUCGGAGCAGAGUCUUGAAUGGACUGCUUGUAUCAGAGUGCUGAUAUCGGAGAUUUUAGAUGCAGGCUGAUAUAAUCCGAUAUCCGUUUUUUUGCUUGUAUCGGACCGGUAUCUGAUAUCAGUAUUGUAUUGGGACACCCCUACCUGUGAGUGUUUUCUGUAUUUUCAGAAGCACAAUGGAAGUACAGAGGUUAUAUGUGCCAACUCAAUCUCAGUGUUUUGUUGAGGCUGAAAUGAACCCAGGAAAUAGUGAUUUGCCCGCCUGAAGGUGGACUUGACUUUUAUAAAGGCAGUGAGAAGCAGACACAUCAAUUGAUUUUGUUCAUGAUACUUUCAUACACGUUCAUGAGUGUACUUAUACGAGCGACUUAAUCCGUUCCUUUUGUGUCCUGUGCCUCACUUAUCAUCCAGAUUAUGCACUGCUUGACAAGUAAGCAGAACACACCCUGAUCCACUUUGUUCACUACACUUCAUAACCUGCAUUUCAGAUCAUUCAGUCAUAGAUACUAAAUUGAAGGAAAGACUGGAGAAAGAUAUUUCAUGUCUUGCAUUUUUACCUCAGCCGGCUUGAGGCCUGUUCUUGUGUUCUGCAACAUGUCAGACAUCUACAGUCUGUUGGGGAGUCACUGUUCAGGCCCCUGAGGGAAAGGACUGACUGACAAAGUCACUGGAAGAUAGAUGAAAGGGGGUGAGGCAAAGUGCCAAAGGAGGAGAAAUGACAGGAGCUGCAGGAGUGAUGGGAUGGUGGAGAAUAAAAAGGGGAAAGGCCAGAGAGACUACAGAUUUGUCUUACCGGAAGAUAAGUCCAGGACAGAUUGGACUGCGGGAUAAAUGUGGAAUAAAGUACAAAAUGAUGACGAGACUUAAAAGGAUGGAAAAGGCAGAUGCAAAGCUGUGAGUAGGCAGCUAAACAGAUGGGGGGGAGAUCAAAAGAACACAGGGUGAUAGGAAAUGCAUUUCAGUUCUCCGUCGGAGGGCUGAAGUUUCUUCGUAGCGUGAACAGGAACAGUCCUGAGAAGGAUCAAGCCUUUCCAGGAGACAGGCCCCUGACAACAUGAGACAUAAAAGUAGGAAGUAGACAAAGAGAUCAAGAACAAAUAAUUAACAAGAGACAGAAGAACAGACCAACUCUGCUCAGCAAGACAAGUCUGGUACUGGAGAGGGCGCUUUAAGUGCCUGCUCAUGUCUUUAGAAAGAUGACGAACAAUAUCCUUAAAGUUCUUGUUACAAAUGUGUUCAACUGUGUUUGAAUUGUGUGAGGUAGAUUUAUUAUCCUAAUAGAUUAAAUGAUCAUCUCAGUCAAAUUCAUGCAUAACAUUCUCAACAUGAGGUCUGCAUUCAGCACAGAGUUGACUGAAAAGCAAAUCAGUUCAGAUUUAGAAUUGGCUGCUUUGACUUUUGUUGGGAUAAAUGAUCUUUCCAGGCUUUCUGAUUGAAUUUCCGUUAAACAAAUCCAUUUAAUUUAUUUUUAUUCUGAAGGAUCGGCUAUACAAAGGGUACAGAGACAGAUACAAACUAGUUCAAUAAGGGAUUUCAGGGUAGACAUUAAACACUGAAAUGGACUUGAAAAGAUCUUGUCAUGAGAUAGUUCGAGGCGUUUUGUUGGUAUCUCAGCACUCUAGUUUUUGCAGUGAUUUGUUGGAAGAAUCAAGAGGGCAACACAUUAUUAGCCUUGUAGUUAAAUCUGUAAUAAAGACACACACAUGCAUACAGCCCUUCAACACCCCAGUCCUUUACAAACAUGUAUACUUAUAUGUUAAGCCCUUGUUUGUCUUUGUCUUGUCCUUUUUUUUCCCCUUUCACAACACAUCUGUGUAUUUUGUCUGUAUUUUUUUUUUUUGCCCCACUCAGAAAUAAUUAUCAUAAUAAAAAUGUCCCUUUAGAAAGAUACUUUUUACUAAACCCAGCAACUGCUACCACAGUUUUAAUACCCACUACAUUACUUGAUUGUAAUUGGUCAGAGCCACAUAGUAACAGAGUUUACUUCUCAAAUAAAAAGAGAGUGACACCAAGGACAACCGGAUCAGACAUGCCAAAUCAAUCUACAGGAGAGGUGUGACAUAUGUCAUCUUCACACACUGUGGCAAAAAAAUCAAACAGUUUUUUUUUAAUAAUUGUUCAUAGAAAAAUAUUAAAAGGAUAUUAAGUUAGGGUGAAACACACUGUAACAACAAGUUAGGCACCACAUCGAGAGAUGAAUGUUGCCGACCGCUUGCUUCUCUAGUUAUACCAACUUUAGUAACGGUUGCACGAUAGCAAUACACAGCGGUCUGAGGAACCAUAAACAAACCUCAACCAAAACGCCACUCUAUAGCCACAAAUAAUGCUCAGAACAGCACCUAACUUCAUCAACAGUACAUAUAGGGUCCCAGCAACAGCACUAGCCACCAAACAACUUUUUAACUUUGACUGAUUUUUUUAGCAAAGGGACUGAACACAACUCACCUACUCUCUUCCAGUUGUAUUGAGCUGUGUCACCCCGCUGCAGUCCAUAAUGGACUCGUCAGAUAGAUAGAUAGAUAGAUAGAUAGAUAGAUAGAUAGAUAGAUAGAUAGAUAGAUAGAUAGAUAGAUAGAUAGAUAGAUAGAUAGAUAGAUAGAUAGAUAAUCCUUUUGCUAAUGAAAUCAGGCAAAGUUAAAGAUGUUUGGUGGCUAGUACUAUGGCUGGGACCCUAUAUGUCCUGUUGAUGAAGUUAGGUGUUGUUCUGAGCAUUAUUUGUGGCUAUAGAGUGGCGUUUUGGUUGAGCGUGUGGCUUCUGGGACCGCUGUGUAUUGCUAUUGUGCGACCGUUACUAAAGUUGGUAUAACUAGAGAAGCAAGCGGUCGGCAAAAUUCAUCCAACAUUUGGGUUUUAAAAAUACAGGAGGACUGGUGCAUUAGCACCACAAAGUGUAAUAUGGGAAUAAUUAAUGACCAAAAAAUGGCUGAAGUGAUGUGUUCAGGGACUAUUGUCAUACCCUGAAACUGAGUUAUAAACUAGACUGUGUGAGUGUGGAGAGGUGUCUCACUGUUUUUUUGGAAGAUGAAGGAGAUGGCUGUCCUCCAUUCCUCCCUCUCUGCUGUGAUGUUCAGCAGAGAAGGACAGAUUUUUCUGUCCUUCAGGUUGCGUGACCACAUUUGGGGUUCUGAGGGUCUGUGGAGGCGAGGAUAUCAGUGCUUAGUCAAGAGGAGACAACAUUCCUCCUCACCUCCAUUUGUCUCCCCUCUCUCUUUUAUAGGCUUCUCUUAAAAAACAUCCCAGUGGCCUGACAGUCAGACCCUGGGAGUGAUUUCAGUCACUUUAAAGCGGUAACCAGAUCUGUGAAUCUAUCCGAGCUGUAGCUGGAUGCAUCUCUUGUGCACAGGGGGGAUGUAGUUGCCAUUUUUUCAGCUUUGAAUGUACAAUAACGGCGUGCUUUUUGUUGCAUACACACAGUCUCUGGAUAGGUCGAGCCCCUAAGCCUUUGAACAUCGACAAAACUAUAAAUUGAAACUAAAAGACUUAAGACAUACACACAUUUUCACCACAUUUUCACCUUGUACUUGUACUUGUAACUCCAUCGCUAGAUCGACAGACAAUUCAAUAAAAAGAAAUAUGGACGACAUUUAUUAAUGGCAAAUUCGUCACUGCCAGCAGAGGACAUCUUCCUUUGAACUACCUACCUUGACAUGCUUUCUCAGGCUGGAUUUGACAUUUUUGAAGGCUGUGAUAAAGUAAACGGAGCAAACAUUUCAAAUAAUAUCAGAUAUUCUGGUCAUGGGUGCUGAAGUGGAGAAUCUGCUUUUAUCUAUUCAAUCUGUGUUUGCUCUGUUUCAAUCAAAGAUACUCACCAGCAACACUGCUUGGACAAACUACACUCAGAAUAACACGAACAUGUUUAUUGACUUUUGGAUAGAAUGUAAAAAAAAACAACAAAUCAUCGGCUGUAGCAGAUAAUGAGAACACUUUGAUAUUGUAGAGUCAAAAGUACACUAUUCUUCUUUAAAAUGCAGUAAAAAGUAAUGAGUCUGCACAGAAGUGUGCUUAAAGAUACCUCGCUAGUCUACUAAUGAAAAUCAUUUUUCACAAUCAGCCAAGUCAUGAAAACUGGAUUUUUACAGCAAAAGUCCGGGUCCUCAGCUGCGUGUGAUUUAUGAUUUUUUUAAACGUUUUUUUCAAAAUUUAAUUUCAGUUAGCGUGGGAAUAAUAAUGCUACAGUCAUCACACGUUAAUGUUAUGCCAACAGGUCCAGCAGCCUAAUUAACUCAUUAUUCACUGAGCUGUAAUUAUCACAUAAUAACUGUUGGGUGUCAGACUAUAAUUUAUUUUAGUUGGCUGAGGUUUGAAUGGCAGGUCAUUCUUAGAGAUGGUGUAGGCAGUGCACAAGCUCUCUGCUACCUUUAAUCUUCACUCGUUGGCGUUCCUCCUCAGUGCUAUACCGUCCUCUCUGCCCCACUUAAUGACAUCCUCCAUUCACCUUUUUAGACUUUCCAUGUUUACUGAUCAAUGAAGACCCUUUAAACUUGGAAUCCGAGAAAAUAGAUUUAGAGAAAUGUGCUUGAAAACAUGAUCAAGGUGCCUUAGUAAGAUAUCAGGGGGAGAAAUGCAGAGGUGAUACAAUUGAUUGUAAUCUCAGUGAAGCAAACAGUCAACGGAGCUUUGUGGCACCAUGCACUAGAGGCUGUAAUGGAGGUGGUGCUUAGUGUAUAGCCGGGUUAGCUCAGCAUUGAUCUGUGUUCAUUAACCCCUGCUGGCUCCUCAUCCAUCAUUCUGACUACACUGUUUCUAUUGUUCAGUGUGUACAAUGUAGGAUUGCAGGGGCAGUUCUUUUUCACCCUUUUAUCUGAUUUGAACUCCGGCUUGAUUUUUUUGUCAUUUGAAAGUGAAUUCCGGCUGGAGUUUUGUACUUCGAACUGUUUUUGAACAUUUCUCCGGGCUAAGUGAUCAUACUUGGGGCGGUUUUCCUCCACACGAGUUAGGGAGAAUCUACUGCUUUUUUACAAUGGGGAAUAAAAUCAAGUGCCAGGAGGAUGAGCAACACCAGCCACACUGCGGUUAAUGCAAAUCAGCAGGAUUUCUCGAGAUUGCUCUAGGUUUACGAAAGAAAUGUGUUAAUGAUUCAUUUUUGAUUGCAAAGAUGAUCAUCAUACGAGACACAGGUCUGAUUAGCUGCUCAGUGCUGUCAAUUACAAGCAUAUAUAUGUAGUGAAGUUUGUCAAAAACGAGAUCAUUCACAUGGUAAUUUAGUGGAAUGUAGUGGUAAAGUUUUGUCAGACGGAGAGAUGAUUAGUUCAGAGGCAGAGCAUGUUUUAAAUCAUAAAAGAUAAGAUGCAUCUAAGACUAAAAAAUAUCAGUUUUUAAAGAGCUUUAUAGAGCUACAUAAAGUCUUUACUCAAAUUAUCAUGACUUUUACAGCAGAACCUGGUGUGUGUGUGUGUGUGUCUAUCUUUCUAUCUAUCCAUCCUUCAAUCCAUUUAUACAGAUAGACAACAACUAUUCAUCAAAGUGUCAUAAUAGAGCUGUUAUUGUUUCCUCAUGCUUCAGCAGCUAUCAACUGCAUUUCUAAAAGCAUGCGCUACAGUGCAAAAUCAAGUAUGGCAAAUGUUAGGUCCUGGGUAAUGUGAUCUAAAUGAGGUUGUUGUGUUAAAACAUAAUAAGUCUGGUUGGAAAUGAGUAUAACUACAGCUGGGGUAGAUAUUGCAUCUGAAAAAGUUUAUUUCUGGUCAUAAUCAAAUACCAAAACAUUAAGCGAGCAUAUGUGAGCGUUUUUUUUUUUGUUUGUUUGUUUGUGAAGCCUUCUGGGGCAGGAGGACAGACUGUCUCUUUUUUUGGUGCACUUUAGGUAUCAAACGGUGAGGGUUUCUCUGAACUACCAAAUGUGUUGGAGCAGAAAAUAACCAGAGUAAGAGCUUUGAUUCAAGCAGACUGGUUUGGUUUGGUUUGGUUCCGGAGAACCUGAUCUUUCUCUUCUGAUUGCCAAGUGUACCCAGCAGCUUCACGAACAAAGUGUUUUGGUUGGAGUAGGUAGUGCGUCUUGUGUCAGCAUCACAGGCUGAAAUUUUGAAAGUAGGAGGCUUGUCCAUUCUUCCCAUGAGCUCCUCUGAACUCAGCUGAAAUAGUAAAACGAUGAGUUGAGGACUGAAACUGCUAAAUUUGUAUGCACACACAUCACCAAGGCUAGCAGUGACACUAAAGCUACAAAUGAACGUGCACUAGGGCUGGGCAAUAAAACGAUAAUGAUAUAUAUAUAUAUACUGAAAAUGAAUUUCCCUCGAUAUCGAUAUAAAACAUGGUCAAUAUGCUUUUUGAUAAUCGGCAUUCUGCCAUGUAUUGGUAGACUAUACAAAUAGCCAAUGAAAAGGGGAGUUGCUCCGGGUCAAAACAGCUGACCAUUCCGCUUUCUCUAGCUCAACACCUUACGACAAAUCGUCAAAGAGACACAAAGAACUCAAAGAUGCCGAUGGAAGGCGGAACCAAGUUGUCCAUAGUAUACAGUCUAUGGACUAAACCUGAAACCUAAGUUUGACUUAUUUUCAAAAAUAUUUUUUAAAAUAAUUGGCUGCCUUUCUCUUUAUGGAGUGGAGCGGCGCUCUCAUGCCCCCUAGUGACCACUUGCCAUAGUUUAAACGUAAAGUUUUAACCAAGAUGAAUCUUUACUCUAUUUUAUUACCAACUGCUAGUAAUGCUGAUAAAGCCUCUGGAAAGUCAUCUAUUGAUAUUGGAAAAAGGCUAGUACUGACCCGCAGCACCCUCAGUUCGUAAGGUUUACUGAUGGCCUAGAAAUGUAUAUGUUUUUUGAUGUAGCCUCAGUCCCUCUCUGAGAGCCCUGACAGCUGAAUCAUGCAUACAGAGUGCUGAUGUAGACGUUUUCUGGAAGGAAGGGAUUUGUUUCAUUUGAUCUCGUCACAGUGGAGAAGGAGGUUAACUGUGCCAGCAGUGUUUAUUAACAUCAGAGUAGCUGCCUUCUCCAGCUGUCUCCCCCUGCCAAGGUGUUCAGCACAGAUACAGGCCGACACUGACAGGAGCAUGUUAGCAAUGAAAAUGCAAGCCAACUCCAAGCACAUGGACAUCCAGUGACCUCUGGGAAGUCUGCCUGAGAGGGGAUGUUUUUCUAUUUUUUAAUGUGUUUUUUUUUUUUACAGUCCUGAAGAUCUCUGAUUGCCGAUUUUUAUUUUGCAACGCUCGCCUGAGCCAGAAGCUUUGCUUUAUAAUUUGUCUUUAAGGGCUUGUAGAUUUUGCAAAUCACUGCCAGUCAUUUCAAAUGCAUUUUGCUGAACAUACUGAAAAAUGAAAUGAAACCAAUAUAGGAUCUCUCUAUUCCUGGGUAUGUAGAUGCUGCAUUUUAGUCCUAGAAAUAAGAUGAACAUGUAAUCCUCCUUAUGGGCAAAUUGAAGAGCCUGUGUUGUAAAGUUUGUAUCACGCCUUUUUGUGAUGGCAGAUGAACGGACGCAAUGCAUAAAAAUGGUCUGAGUUAUUCAAAUGUCAAUUGUCUUAUGCAAAUGAGACUCUGUGUUUGGAACCUGCUUCACCAUGUUUUUAAUUGUACGACCGAGGUUAGUUAGAAAUGGUUGUGCUGAAAAUUGACCUAAGUUGAGUGGGCUUAAAACCCAAUGAAUAAUUGAGACAAGGCUUUGAAUAAUUAAAGAAGACCUUGUAGUCUCCCACAUUAUAGCGGAGGUUUCUCUGAUUGCUGUUGUUGUUUUUAAUCUUGUUCUUUUCCAAAUGAAUGCCUUAAAGGCCACACGGAGGGAAAAACAUGUUUAUGGAUUAUUAUGGCCCCUACAAAUUGAAUGACUUUUAAAAGAGCAAAAUUUAUACCCAGACCACAAAAUGUAACAAACCAAGCAACAUUGAUCUCUCUGUUCCCCUCUGUUGCAAAAACACACUCUCUGCAAGGUGUUAAUCCACAAGCAGCCAUGGUCUGCUUUGAAACACGCUGUUUUUGUCCAAUUCUGAGUGCCUAGAGAGAAGGAGAGGGUGCCAAUUUGUUUUUCUGCCUCUGCCAGCCAACCUUGACUUCAAAGCAAUCUGUCAAAGUCAACUUACACACCAAACUAGGACUGAAUUUGCAAACACAAACCCAAAGCAACUGCCAGCAGAUAUUAAGCAGGACUCACCCUUGAAGCAUAUUGUGGAUUUGAGUGUUUGGUCUUGUGGUCUGCAGCUCAUGGACAAAUAGGACUGAAUUAACAACUUCUGUUCAAGAUAGAUACAGUUCUGUUGUAGAGAGUCAGGAUUGUCUAAAGUGAGUUAUGAAGUCUAAGUUUACAAUUGAAGCAAAAUAUUGAGAGAUUGAGAUCAUGGAUACAAUCGAUUGGUGACAAUAGGUUGUCGAAAUCCAGUUGAGUUAACUGUGGGUAUGUUCGACCAUCUAAUUUCCUUGUUGUUUAAAUGGAAUUUGUAAUCCAACUAACCGACUAACCUUAAAGGAAGGAAACACUCAAAAAACAGUAAAGACUGAGCACAACAUACCCGAAACAUCUGAAAACAGGAUCAUAGAGUCUGUGGGUGAACCGUGCCAAAUUGGUUUGCUCUCUGUUGCUAAUAUUAGCUCUGUCAGCAUCACCAGCCUUUGGUCCCCCUCCAGAUCGACGUUCAAAAAGCCUUUUCUGGUUUCCAUAUUAUGUGUGUAUUCACUAGUUUAACCAGACACAGCCCACAUCAAUCUUCUAAAUCAAAAUAUGGCCAAACUCCACCGUGCUACAAAAUGCCAGUGCUUGUUUGCAUCCGGGUAGUAGAGCAUUAUUGGGCGCUCACACCAAGUGCGAGUAAAAUUAUCUACUCGCACUUGGUGUGAGUGAAUCUAGAUUUAUGAAUGAAUAGUAUUUACUCAUAUCAUUUGCGCGUCAUCGGGAAUUUCAAUGGUAAUCUCUUCCAAUUCAACCAGCAGGACGAAGUGAUAGACAAACGAUUUUUCAAUUUACCGAGUAUCUGACCUCUUCACUCACUUGCCUCCAGGUGAGCUCCUUUUUGCUCCGGUUUUGGUAAAUGAAAGAAAAGGUAUCAUUUAAUCCGGGACACGCACACCCCGACAUGAUCAGUUUGUCCUCCAUUUUAAAUACCAGUGAACAACCGUCCAUUUUCAUACAUCAGCCGGCAACCUUUAUGCAGUAAUUGCAACGCAAAUAUCUGCUGAAGUUGAGACAUGUUCAGCUCAUGCCCAAUUCACGUCAUUCCCGCCCGGAGUAGUAGGAGCGUCUAUGCAUUGACUUAACAUGUAAUUCAUUUACAUGAAUGAUUUGGAGACAGUUAUAGCUUGGAUUUAUUGUCCUUAAUAGUGUUAGGUAUAUGUUGACACAACCGUUGACCAGAGUUUUGGAUGUAGGAUUAUUUAAAUUCAAUAACUCCCAAGUUUCAUUUCGAAUAGAGCAAAGACAUUGUACUAAAUGUCAAUGCUGAAAAAUUUUAUUGUUUUUAUGAGAAAUGUAGGCUUAGCAACAGGCUUUAAAACUGUUGGAAUUGAAAAAAAGUUGAGUAAAGCUAAAUUGAACUUCUGGAAGAACAUCUCCCAAUCACCAAUCUGUGAGUGACUGUGUGAGCAAAUAGUUAGUCAAUGAUACAAUAAUAUUCCUUAGUGUAAGAUUGCAAAGAAUUAAGGUAACAGUACAUAAUAUCCUUCAAAAAUUCAGGGAAUAUUAAGAGAUCUCUACUUAGAGGACAAAGCUGAAAACUGGUGGAUGAAUAGCCAGUAUUUUUUCAGGCCUUCAGGCAGCACUGCAUCGAAAGAAGACAUGACUCCUAAGUGGAAAUCAUUGCUAAAAUACCUAAAAAGUGGCUUCACUGGAAUGAGUUAGAGUAAAGUCUAAAGAGAAAACUCUGAAUUAGAGUGGAUUGAAGCCAAAUGUCUUUCAGAUGUCCUAUUCUCUAACCGUAUUUCAGCCAAUCACAUCUCAGCAAUAUUGUCAAGUCUCCAACGAUUGUUUGUAAGACAGCUAAAAUAAACAAAUUCAGAGCAGAGGUGCUCUAAAUUUAAUGAUCCUUUAAGCCUGACAUCCACUUGGAGAUCCAGUCUGUAAUCUUCUUCCCAUGUGGUGAAGACAGGUGUACAGGAGAGAUAUUUCUGCUGCACUAUGAUUGUGUGCACCAGUACACACACUCUUUCUGUACAUGCCUAGAUGUGAGCACCCAUGAAGACCGUGUGUGCAUAUGUGUGUGUGUGUGUGUUUCUGUCGCCCAUGAGAAAUAGCCUGGAGGAGGUUAACACAGUAACAGACCGAGGCAAUGAGCCAGGAUCACAGUUGGGAUCCACUGGGAAAUAACAUGUAAAGAGCUGCCUGACAGUGCGGGGGCGAGCCCUGGGAAAUAAUCAGGGAUUGGUGCAAACCUCUGCUGUCUCUGAUGUUAAUUCCCCAUUCUGGGCAAACACACAUUCACAUGUACAAACCCACAUGUCACUGAUUCCUCUGUUUCUUUCUUCAGUGCCGAAAAAAACACCCGAUGAGUGGUUGUCCUUUUUGGCCCCACACAUAAAAUAAUGCUACCCUCACAUCUUACAGCUUUACGCACUUAUAUCACGACUCUUUCUCUCAUAUACUUCCCUCCUGAGGCUCAACUCGUCAAGAAAUGACAUCUGUCUUUGUAGUGCAGUUGCCUCCAUUGCAACACAGAUGAAACUGUUGUGAAUAUUUGCCUUGAUUCGUCAUUACUUGAUAUGAUUACUCAAAGCUUUUUCACCGUGCAAGAUCAAAUGACUCCAAUCCAAGAGGUUCGGAUGUCUGAGUCUCUUGUAAGUUUUGGAUCUCAGGAUAGAUUUGUUUAACUGGGGCCGAUUGUACCGCUGAUGACAAGGAGGAGUUGGCUCUUAAAAUCAAGGAUGUGGGGACACAAUCUCUCCUUGUAAUGGCAACUUCAAGAACACUCGAGCCACAUACGGCGUCAGUGUGAGAAGUUGAUGAGAGUGCAGCAGGUUGAUCACACCGUUAAGCAGAUGUGUCACAGUUUGCCUCUCCCAUUCACUCUCACCCUCCGCUCUUUUCAUUGCCCUCUCUGGUCCAAUCCAGCCCUCCGCACUGACAGACUCACACACUUUGAGGCAUGUUCUCACUUUGUGUGUGAGGGCUCAGGGCUGUUCCAAUGUCAAAUCAUCCACUGCAUGAGGGCUCUGAUGUGGACAGUUCAAUGCCUAAACGGGUCACUUCUGUGGGUCUCUUUAUCAGCAGACUUUCACAAGGAACUUGCCCCUUAGUUUCAGAGUAGAUGGACUGCACUUUUUUUUGCUACUUGUGCCACUUACGUUGACACUAAUACAUUUAUUCCAUCCUCCCAUCUCUCCAUUUGGUGCACCCUUGUUUCCUCUCUCUAUUUUCUUGACCAGGACAUUGAUGAAGGUCUUGUCUUGAUCGCUAAAUUGUUUGACUGAGAGGAAUUUUGUGGAUGCCUCAUGGGUAGGGCUGUAACCAACCAAAGAAAUUCUUGGCUGACUAAAACACUUAAAUUUUCGACCAAAAAUUGACUAAUAUGACUCUGACGGCACACCCUUCAACAGCGGGGGACGACACGGCUCAGUGGAGUCUUUAACAUGCAUGGUAGAGGAGGUCACACAUUAGAGUUGAAACGCUCAAAAGAAAAAUAAAUAUUCAGCAGACUACCUGACGUUGAUUAACGUAAAUGACCUUCAAUCCUCCUGUCUCCCGCCGGUCUCCAUUGGGUCGGGCAAAUCCAAAAUGGUGAAAACAAGGGUGGUGUUCUGAGACAGGCUGUUACCUGUGAAACGAGGGUGCUCCGAAAACACUCCCAUUGGAACUUUGUACGCUACUCCUGAUGAAAUUAACCAUAGACUGUAAAUUGACUCGGAAAGAAAUCAAGUUGACCAAUCAGAAUUUUGGUCGACUCAGCACAUAUCGACCAAUAAAUAGACCAGUCAACUAGGACCUAACAGCCCUACUUUUGGGUAUUUAUGACUUUAAAGUUCCUUACACACCAGGACCGACGCGAAUAUAUGACGUGAAAUUACGAAAUAUUCGCAGGUGAAUUUUAACGCAUCUGACUAUACACAUCAAGCCCAAUGUGAUUUUGCGACUUUCCGGGGGGAAAAAAGACGUGUCCUGGGUGGAAGCCAGAAGACUGACACAACAGCAGCCUGACUGUCUUUCAGUUCUGUUUAGACACUAGUGUUGAGAUGUCUGUCUGUCAUGAUAGCAUGUACUGAGUUGGGGCCAGUAGCAGAUAAGCACAUUAAAAAAUAAUCCAUAAACAUAAGGUAACAAUCGAGACCUAAUGGUGCUGUGACAGCAACGCUCUGAUUAAGUUUGAGACAGUGAAAAUACAUAUGGUAUGUUGUAUCUGAACAGGUUAGCUUACGAGCUAAAGUUACUUAGCACAGAUGAAAGUUAAAACAAAGACGUUUAGCAAACUGUUAAAGCACACAAACUAUCGUCAUAUGAGAGAUCCGAAGCUACGACUCUCCACAAGUUGUCCUUCAGGUUGUUAUCUUUGUAAUGUUUGUGUCUUUUAUCAUAAAGCACUCUGUUCUCCGACAUGUAAACAAUCAGCCGGUCAGCCAUGUUGGAUAUACCGGUGAAUCAGACGUCACAACAACACGCAGUCUGAUUGGUCAGAGAUGGACACACAGUAUGCGAAACUUUAGAGUAUCACAGGACGGGAAAACGUUGCUGAUGUGAACGCUUGUAUUGACUAGAUACGGGUCGAAAAAAAAUAUUGACGUCCGAAAUAAUCGCAUGAAAAAAACGCUCCCGGUUUGAAAGAACCUUGAAAGAGGGACACAGACUGAUUACUUAAAACUGAUAUCUGAUAGCGAUCAUGAAAAACAGCAGUGGACUGUAACAUAACAGACACAUCAUGCAGUUGUGCCCAAGGCUUGAAGACCUCCAGCACAAUGCUGGAAAUCUGGCUCCAGAUUUUUAUUUUUUUCUAAAUCAUGUCCAAAAAGGCAUAAAAAUUUUUCAGGCACAGGAUUUUUUUCUGUGUCAAGCCCUGUGUGCCACUCCUUGUAAUUGUUCGGUAUUGCUUUGAAAUGACCACCCUGUCGCUUGGCUGUCUCAUUUCAUAACUGUUUGAUGUCUCCCUCUUUGUGUAUCUUAUUUGCUUUUAUCAAGUUUUUGAUUACACGUUCGGAGUGGGGGGAUUUUUUUCUGUUUUAAAAAAUUCCAAAUCCAGUGAGGAAAAAAAAUAUUUCUGUCAUGACAUUUAAAGGCAGUUACUCACAGUCAGGCCUGACACUUUUCUGCCAUGUAUCUGCUUAAUAUGACGUGAAGUCUGUCAACUUGACAGGUUGUGUACCAAAAUUUCUUCUGACUCUUCUUGUUAUUGUCCUGUCUUCAGGGGAUGUUCACAUUAAGUUUAACGAUCAGACCCUUAUUUUUCUGACACCACAUGAGGAGAGGGUUGUUGAGAUUUCUCCACCCCUGCCUCCACCCUCGUCGGCCCGGUAGUAUUCUCACAAUUUCCCAGACUCCUUUUCCUCAAAGCCUUCCACCUGAAACCCCAGACUUUUACUCCAGAUGUCCUCAGCACAUUCUUAAUUCCUCAACACAUUGUAUGUCAAUUGUAAAAAUGAAAUGUAAGUCAUAUCUGGAACCAGAGACUGAAGCAGCCAUCAUCCUGUCAAUGUUCCAUAGAAACAAAAUAAUGAAAUGACUAUGAAAAAGAGCAUCAACUAUUUUUGCAGUGCUUUCCAGCUCCCCUGUUGUGUUGUGGCAGACAACCCGAAACACCUCAGCUGAAAAUGUAAAUCUAUUCUGAAAGGCUACAAAUAUAGUGCCACCAGUAAAUAAGACACAAUCUGUUUGGAGGUGUGGAAAUAGGUUUAAACUGUGUUUCACCACCAAAAGAAAUACUGAUUUCCUACAGAAUUGACAAAAUUUAUGAUGAAUAUCCUGAGAAUUUCUAAAAAAAAAAAAAAAAAGCUCCGUCAAUCUAUAAGCCUGAAUUUGCAAAUAUUGUGGUACUGUAAGUGUUGGCAAACGAAAAGGGUUGGCAGUAGGGCUGUAAAGUCGUGGUUGACUGGUCAACUUAUUGGUCAAUAUGUGCUGAGUUGAACAAAAUUCUGAUUGGACGACUCAAUUUUUUCCACGUCAGUUUACAGUCUAUGAUAAUUUCAUCAGGAGGAACGUACCAAGUGUUAAUGGGGUUUAUUUCAGAGCACCCCCAUUUCACAGCCUGUCUCAGAACACCCCCUUGUUUUCACCAUUUUGGAUUCGCCCAACCCACUUGAUCGGCGUCCGGUGGUUUGCUGAAUAUUUACUUUUAUUUCGAGUGUUUCAACUUUCAUCAUGUUUAAUUGUCUUCUUGGGUUUAUAUCAGUAUAUUUUCACCCUGCCGCGCCGCGCCUCACCGAGCCGCGUUAUCCCCUGCUGCAGAAGUGUUGGCCGUCAGAGUCGGACCCCCAAUUUCAGGGUUAUCAUCAACCAUGAAUUUCUUUGUUUGAUUACAGCCCUAGUUGGGAUUGUCCACAAACUUCAGCCUGUUUUAAGCCCCUGUGAGGUGGUUUAGGCUGGUUUGAAAUAGAGUGAAAUGAAUACUUAAUGCUGUCCUAUAUUUGUUUCAAUUACCUCCAGGAGUUACAUAAAGCAUUUGAUGAGAGCAAACACAUCUUCAUCAAAUUUUGUGGGCAGUAGCAUAAGCACUGGAAACGUGUUUUAAAACAGAGCAGUAUUUGAACUAAACAAUAAAAUGUACAACAAAAGAAAAAAAUCAUUUCUUUUCCUGCAGCAGGAACAGAAAUAAUCAGUAAGCGGUUCGUCUUACUUAUGAGAAAUAGGACAGUAAAUAUUUAAAAAGUUAUGAGACUACUUUGAAAAGAUUUUGAGAUAUCGAAUGUGUUACAUGUCGCAGUUUUAGCAGCCCUACAGAAAUGCUGUCCUCUGAAGCCCAGAAACAUGUACAACUAUUGGCUGUAGCAAUAUGCUUUCAAAGUGAGAAAGAUCAGUGAUUGUUCUUCUGUUUUACUGAUUAAACAUUCAUCACCUCUUCUUCUCCUCUUCUUCUCCUCUUCUCUCUCUCUCUCUCACAGAUAACAGCAUUUGAUGAGCUCCAGGCUGACUUCAAGGUGCCGAUUGAUCAGGGCAAUCCACUCCAUGCAGUAGGUUUCCUUCUUCUCCUUUUUUCAUAUACUUUCUCCAUGCGUUUCUUGAACUCAUGUCUUAUUGUUUCAGUGCAGAUGGCAAUGGUUGGCUCACAUUGCGAAAAUCAAUUUGUUUAAGGCCAAACACAUGACAGCACAGCAGGUGAUUUUUCAUCUUGUCUUUCUGCCUCUCCCGGACUAUAUUCCUUCCCUCUGUCCUCUUUCUUCAGCAUCAAUUUGAAAUCAAGCAGCUGCCAAUGCUCUAGUUUUGUCUGUUUUUCUCUCCUCUCUCCUUUUCUCAACAGUAGACUUGUGUUUCAACGCUUCAGGCCAAUUUCAUUAGAUAUGAAUGAGUUAUCAUUAUUAACAAACAUAAGGAAUGAGAAACAACCAAAGCUUCUCAAAGAGCCCACACUUAGUCCGAUCCUGCACGUAUAACCAUCCCUUGAGCGAGUCGUGUAUAACCUUUUUGUUCUGAUCUAAACUCUAAUCACUGCAGCAGAUGCUAUAGACUCAGUUUAGAACAAAAUGUUCCUAAAACAGUUUCACCCAGGUUGGCUAUCAGCUCUACAAGCUGCUGCUUCUAGCAGAGAUGAUCACACACAAAAGUAACAUUUAUCAGCAGCUCAAAGUUUAAAUGUCAUGUCAUGUCCUGAGGUAACAUUGAGGUGUUCUCAUAUAUUGGAAUAGUUUGCAGGGAUUCAAGGAGAGAGAUGGAUCUCAAAGAAUAACAGCUGGCAUCAAUAAUAUGAUAUCUGUCUAAAAGCAUGUUAGAUCAUGACCCCAGCGCCUUGUGGAUCCCAAACCAAACUAAGAGCCUGAUCUACUAAAGGUUUGCGUGUACAAAAACAUGCAAACUUGAUAGCGUGCAAAGCUGAUUUACUAACUGGGUACACUGAGGAUUGCAUCUGUCAAAUGAGCAAAAUACCGCGCAAUCCAUUUAGUGUGUUUGUCUUUCUGAAUAUGCAGAAUAUAUGCAGAUUAUCAGAACGUGCAAAAUACUGGGGGGAGAACAUGUUUAGCACCUGCAAUGUGAUUUAUCAAACCCUGAAACAGAUUGCGUUCAGUGUUUUUGCAUCGAUAUGUAGCAUGUUUAGAAGGCAGGCGCAAACUGGGACAGCGAAGGAGGCAUGGGUGCAAAAAUCCUCAUUUAAAUAGGGCGUCUCGCACCGCUUUCAUACCUGUUAUCAAUGUGCACACAAUCAUAGUAGAUCACAUGCAACAUGCUAACUAGUAGCACGUGCAAUUUUCAGUUUGCACACACAAUUUAGUGCUUGUUAGUUGGGAUUUUAGUAGAUCAGGCCCUAAAUGUAUAUCUGAAAUAUAUUUCGACUUUUUAAAACUAGUAUGAGAAACUAACAAAACUAUUACAUACAGUAUGAAUACAUAGUGUCCUUCUGCACCCAAGCUUGGCCAUAGCAUUACAGGUUCAGGUAGCCUUGUAUCUACAAAGACUCCUUCCUGUGAGGCCUGGUCCCCUUGGUGGCAGACUUUUCCAUUUCAUACCUGUUGCCUUCCUCUGACUUGACGGCUGUAAAUUCUGUCUCUUAAGUCUGCUCUCUUUUUCAAUUAAAAAGUAACAUGCUCAGAUUUAGUCGCCAUGGUUUCCUGUACUUGUUCCUGCAUGUAACAUAGUGGAGCCAGAAACUAGUGAUAUAAUGAGCAUGGGAACCACACUGCUAACUAGCUGUCAGAAAGAGUAAAGUAAAGGGACAUGGACACUACAAUGCACAAGUACUCACAACAGUAUCAGUCACUAUCCCACCAAACAUCAGACGUCGAAGAGACGUGCAGAUCAAGUCAGUAUUGGGUCGGUCCGCCAAAGACCACGUCUAGACGUCAGUGCAAUGUGCAAAAUAGGUUAGAAAUAUGGACAUCCAAAUUGGACCUUUUUUAAGACGUCGCUCUGAUGUUUAGAAUUUGGACGUCAUCUGAAGACCAAAUCUAGACGUUGGCACAACAUGAAAAAUGGAUCAAAAGCUUACACAUCAAUAUUGGACCUCUUUUAGACGUUGAAAUGACAUCCACAUUUGUACCUCAUCUGGACAUGUGCGUGUGGUCUGACAAGGAUCAAGUCUAGAUGUUGGCACAAUGUGCAAAAUAGAUCCAAGAUUUACACGCCACUAUUGUACCACUUUUAGACGUUGAACUGAUGUUGAACACGUAAUUUGGAUGUGCUGUCCACCACCGAAUCUAAAAGUCGUGUCAAUGUGCAAAAUUGGUCCAAGAUUUAUGUUAACCAGUUUCAGACGUCAAAAUCACAUUUGGAUGUCAUCGGCAUGCUAUAUAGGUGUGAUGUAGGGUCAAUGCAGAAGCAUAAACCAGGCUGAAUACUACUCCUAAACACACCUAUGAAUGCUCAAAGCAUCUUUAUACCCUGCACCUCAAUUUUUGCCUAGAUUGGGUCCAUCUUUACAAGCAAAACAUGUUUUAACAACUCAGCCCAAUGUGCUUUAAAGUAUCCAAAAAGAGCCCAUCAAUUGUAAGUGCAUUGUAAAAGUGAGAAAAAGUUUGAAAAUCAGAGUCUUUUUGAGCUACAAGAGACCGUGAGAGUGUUUGCCUACCUCACACACUUCAUCCAAAUCCCUUCUUCAACUGCCUUCUAUCGCUUAAUGAUUUUCACGGUGAGGAAACAGGAAAAUAUGUUGCGCUUCAGUGCUCCACAAAUUUGGCACUACAGCAAUCAGGAGAAGCCGUGAAGAAACAUCAACAUCAGUGCCAGCCAGCAUAGGAAUCUGCCUCCACUGAAGUUGUUUUAGGAUGAAUUCCAGCCCUUUAAAUCCCUUUCCCUGGGGUCUUUUGGGUUUUUACUAACACAGUUGGCUCUUAAUAAUGCAUGGUAGUACAGUACAGCAUGGGGAUUGAGUUUGGAGGUGACUUUGACUUUGAAGAACUCUGAACUUUCUCACUUUGGAGUAUUUAUUGACUUUUAAACACGGGAAAGAAAAAAAAAAAGAAUAAAGAUGGUGGAGAAGACAGUUUGAUGAGGAAAAAUGCAAACUUUUCUCUUUUUUUCCCCCUCGUUCUUUUACACUAAACCCAAACUGCCUUCAUUGUAAACUUUUUUUGUCUCUCCUACAGGGAAAAGUACAGAAGAGGAUUAGGGCCACAUGAAGAGAGAAAAAAAUAAUUACAGGAAGGAGUUUAAAGUUAAAUUUUUAGAUUUAAAAAAAAUCAAAAUUAUGUCAAUAAAGUCGAAAUUUUGAGAUUAGGCUUUCAUCAAGGUCCUUAAGCAUCUAACAAGUUUGUUACAAGUUCUUAUAAUUCUCUUAUAGUCUGAUAUUAACUCUAUGUAAAUGACAUUAUUAACACUUAUAUAGUCUUAAAAUCUCAAAAUAAUGUUAAUAAGCGUCUUGUAAGACUUAAAAGGGUCUUAUUACCUAUUAACUAAUGCUUAUUACAAGGACCUUAAUAUAAAGCGUUACCAAAAGUUUCUGUAAAAAGUUGGAAAAUCGUCACUUAAUCAUCAGCCUUUUUUUUUUUCAUAAAAACAAGACAUAUUUCUCCUUCCUCCUCUUCACACACACACACACAUAUAUAAAGGGCCUUCCACACUCUUGUAUAUAACAUCUCCUAUUUCUUUCUGUCUCCACCUGUCUUGAAACCAAGAGGUGUAAUUAGCAGUUUCUGUCAGGUUGGCCCCGUGGGGAGGAACCUCACAUUGUGCAAAGUCACACAACAUCUCUCAGUCUCUCUGUCACCUUGGUGAAUAAUAAUAUGCUGAUGCACCACAGGUGUUUUCAGUCCAUGCAGGCUGUGUCAAAUAUAAUGUAGGCCUUUGUUAAAGGGAUAUUCUGGCAUAAAAUUAAUUUAGGGUCAAACACACCAUAACACCGAGUCAAACUCCCUUGAGAGAUGAAUGUCGCUGACUGCUUGCUUCUCUAGUUAUACCAACUUUAGUAACGACCGCAGGAUAGCAAUACACAGCGGUCUGAGGAGCCAUAAACAAACCUCAACCAAAAAGCCACUCUAUAGCCACAAAUAAUGCUCAGAACAGCACCUAACUUCAUCAACGUUACAUAUAGGGUCCCAGCCAUAGUACCAGCCACCAAACAUCUUUUUAACUUUGCCUGAUUUCUUUAGCAAAGAGACUAAACACAACUCACCCACUCUCUUCCAGCAGCCACUUGUUUGUAGCGAGACCUUGGGCCAGUCCAUUACAGACUGCUGCGGGGUGACGCAGCUCAAGGAAGAACAUUUAGGAUCAUUACUUUAUCAUUUCCUUUAAGUAAUAAUCACCAUAUGAAUCAUUUUGCACUGCAGACGCGGUAGUUCUUCUGCCUUAGCGUUUCAGUCUGAUUGCAUUUCCAUUAAGAAAUUAUCAUAAAUGUUCUUCCUUGAGCUGCAUCACCCUGCAGCGGUUGAUGGACUUGCCUGAGGUCUCGCUACAAACAAGCAGCUGCUGGAAGAGAGUGGGUGAGUUGUGUUUAGUCUCUUUGCUGAAGAAAUCAGGCAAAAUUAAAAAGAUGUUUGGUGGCUAGUGCUGUGACUAGGACCCUAUAUGUACCGUUGGUGAAGUUAGGUGCUGUUCUGAGCAUUAUUUGUGGCUGUAGAGUGGCGUUUUGGUUGAGGUUUGUUUAUGGCUCCUCAGACCGCGGUGCAUUGCUAUCCUGUGGUCGUUACUAAAGUUGGUAUAACUAGAGAAGCAAACAGUUGACAUUUAUCUCUCGAGGGGGUGUCUAACUCGGUGUAAUGGUGUGUUUGACCCCUAAAUUAAUUUUAUGCUGAAAAAUCCCUUUAAAUUGAAACCAGUUAAUCCUCAAGAUUAUUAUAAAAUUUUAUUUUUCAACAUUGCCACUUUACUUUCAAACUUUAUUUAGUGCAUCAUGGAGCUGUGAUUCUUCACAUCGUUCUUCAUGCAGACACAAACAAAGUUGCAUUUGCUGAGUUUGAAAUAUUUUUAAGCUCACAUUGCUUUAAUAUUUAGAUAUAAAGCUACUGCCAGGAGCAGAGAUAAUAUGGGUCUUAAAUCUGAGCGAUAGAUGGUGUAGGACAUGAAAGAAAGAGAGUCUGCUGAGGUUGUUUUUUUUUUAUUAUUCACAUGUUUUAUGAAUGUGAAUCUUCGCGGUGUUUUUCAUUAGCAGAACUGAUUGAUGUUCAUCAGUAACCCACCAAGGACACAAACAUAAGGGAUGACAGCUUCUGCAGUCUCUUCACACUGUUUAAAUGUUCUCCAUAUCACUCCAUCUCCCUAGCUGCUCCAUGCCCGCCUCCCACACUUUAGUUCAAGCCUUACUGGAGUCAAAGGGGGCGAGUUAUUUCACAGCAUUUCAGUACAUUUUACCCCAGAGGGACACUGACACUGUGAACACACUCAUCCACAUCGUCCAGUCAUGCUUACACAGCACACUUAAACAAGAAUUUCUUAAUUGGUCAGCCGCUUAAGAUAAAGGUUGACUUCAAGUAACUCUCACUCUCCACCAUCCAACUCCCCUCUUCUCUCUUCCCGCUUCCCCCCCUACCCCUCUUUUUCUUCAUCCCUUGUUUAUACUUGAGAGAAACUCUUGCUUGUCAAGCCAAUUCUCGCUGAGUAACAUUUCAAAGAGGCAUCAGCCUAAUUGCUUGCUAAUGAGUAGACAGUUGCAUGUGUGUGUAUGCACUAAAAAACACACACACACAGCACUGCUUUAAGUGGAAUAUAUUUGCAUGUCCUCUUUCAAACCCUGAAAAAGAAGAAGAAGAAGCUGGGUAGCGAUAGUGUCAUGCAAAAGGCAGCUCGUCCAGGCUUUGAUGAGGUGCAUGUUCUGAAACAGAAAUAGACAUUACCAGAGUAGAUAAUUGGCAAUCAAACCGAGCUUUCAUGGCUGCUUAUGGUGUGUGAGUGUCGAACUAUAUAUGGAUGUGUGUGUAGCGGGUGAGGUCACAUGGAGGACAAAGAAGAGUUGAAGUUCUACAUUUCAAAGAACAUGCAACACUUCCUAACACGUGCGAGGAAUACUUUAAUCCAACACUUUGAAUACAAAUUCAUGUCCAAGAUACAUUUUUCUGCUCUCCCCCGCUCCAAUCAUGGAUUCCCUUUUUCACCUGUCGUGCAGCUGCUGAACAUCGCACUUCAAAGUCCAACUUUCUUAAUCUGAAGUGGCUUCUGCUUGUACUUUGAAACACAUAAUAAUGAAAAAUUAAAUGAGAGCGCACUUUCCCCCCCUCACUUCUUGUUGUCUUGCUCUUGAAAUGAGUCCCGCAAGGAGCUAAAGGGAGAUGAGAGGGAAAGUUGUGCUACUUAAGCUAGCAUGUCCCAAUACUCACAAGGACACACACAGACACACAAACAAAUAACUGAAUAGAUGUUGAAACAAGAACAGUCUUCCACAUUUUUACAAUCUUUUAUGUAUUUUCUCCUCCCUUUUGAAGGCAUGGUUGACGAUCUGAGAAGCAGUUGAAAAAGACUGAUCCGUUGAGGCAGAUCUGUUAUUGUCACUAAACACACAUUUUAAUCGUCAUUGUUAAAGUCAGAAAAGAAUCUGACUGAAUCUAACUCUGAAUUCUCAAAACCUUUGUUAUUAGUUACUGGUUAUCACAAAGAGGGCAGCUGUGUUACUCCAAACCAUUGACAGUAUGGACCUGGACUGACUUUGUGGGAUCUAUUUAACGUGUCUGACAUUCAGACUGAUCCUCUGGUGUUUUUGAAGAUUCAAAUUAAAGUUACAGCGCUGUUUGUGCAUGGGUGUGCACUGGGCGUCUCUUGAUGGGGAGUCACAAUUAUUCAUUCUGCUGUGGCGGGUUUCUCCAGUAACUUUGAAAAUUCCUGCAACCCAACUGCUAUUAGAAUUUUAACAAGCUAAACAUCUAAGACCAAUGGCUGAGUCACUGAAGGUGCUAGCUUGCUCACAGAAAUCCACAUUGCAAAUGGGCUCAUUCUAGCAUCUCACUUUUCUUUUUAGGCGCAUCCUGGACAGAUUUGUGUUAAAGUGUUACAGAUUACACAUGUCAUUGAGCAAAAAUCUAGAAAGAUCUGUGGACAAGAUUGUUUUCAAAUGUAAGGAUCGGCCGAUUGCUGAUCACCCAAAGUUAAGGAAAUGACACUGAUCUAUUGGGCGGCUGAUCCAUUGAUACAUGUUUACUGCAAAGUGCUACAUUCAUGUGGUUGAAGAUGGGAUGGGAGUGAGUCUGAUCUUACAAGAAGGGGCUCAGUGUUGUCCUGUCUUUACAUUUGGUCUUUGUAAUUGAUGAUGGUCUAGACCAACUUUUUUGUUAAGCAUCUUGGGAUAACACUUGUGAAUUGGCGCUAUAUGAAGAUUGAUCGAUGGCAGAAACUGUUGCUGAACAAGAUGAUGAUGUGUCGUUCAUGAACGAUUUGUUCAAAAGAUACAUAUCUUUUACGUGAACGUACUGAACCGAAUCACUUCCUCAGGUGAUUCAUUUGUUUCUCUUAACAGUUGAGCUGACAUGAGAAUCAGCAUUGCCAGACGAGCAGCUGGCAAACGAGGGACCACAUGUACCGACGCCUGAAUCACUUGGUGAAUGAAUCACGCAUUGAACUACACUCUCUGGAAUUAUUUUUGUCGGACAAAACUACUUUUUUUUUCACUGCUAAAUUGCCACAACAACUUGCAUACUAUAGGACACAGCAAGUAACAAGUAGUGCAUAAAACCUCCUGCCUACAGCAUCCUAUCACUGCAGCGGUUUGGAGGGAACAGUGAAUUCUUCUAAACGUUCAGUUUACGAAUCACUCACUGAGCCCAAUUUACCGAGCAAACCUAAUAAAUAGCAUACCAUAGGACAGUACACUUUAAACAUCAUGACUGAUAAACAAGUUCAUUUUUACAAACCUGUUUGUCAAAGCAACACACCCAACACUCUUGUCUCCCGGUCCAAGAAACUAUGAAUUGAACUGAAUCCUGAAACGUUCAGCUGUGUAUCAGUUCAGGAGGUUAGAGUCACAGGCUUCUCCUGUCAAGCACUGAAUGAUUUGGUGAACAAAUCUUUUUAGUGAACUAACUCUAGUGAUUCAGUACAUCUAAAAGAACUGCCGUGCCCAUCACUACCAGAUAACACUCAAAAAGAUGAACAAACCUGAUAGUUCGACUGUGAACACUAAAUUAUGAGGGUCUUAUAUGAAAAAAAAAAACUACAAAAAUAUUACAUUUUCUUCAUUCAUAAAUGGGUCUGAGUGCUCUUCUCAAUGUUCUGAGUCAAUGUUAAAUCAUGAGUCCUGAAAAUUUGUACUUAAGUCAAACUCAGGUCUGAGUGCUACAACACUGAGUGUAUUUAACCAAGACAUGUUGGCAGCCUCCUGCUCAGGAACCCCUGGUUUCAUUAUUUAGAGCAGGCAUCAAUUAAACAUGAACAAAGAGAAACCUCUGUAGCAGUCUGCACUUCUUAAAAAUAGUAAUUAAAUAUGCAUGUUUACAUUUUCAUCAUGCAUAUUUUAGGAAAUGAUAUACCGUAAAGGCCAAAAGAGUUUGAAAAACAGAUCAGCAUCAUGCCUUCAUUAAAAGUUUAAACAGGCUGUUUAUAACAUCAUAUAUUUUGCAAAUGUUUGUUCUUGCUUUGUUCAUUCUGACUUUUAGGACCACAGCCAUAAACAUACCACUGAAGCUGCAGAUCUAACACAUCCUGUAGACACACCUGUUACUCAGAUUGUUGCUCACUUCCUUGAGAUGUCUUAUUCACUGGAGUCAGAGGGUUGAAUCCAGAUACAUGAGCACCCUUGCUGCUACAAAAAAGAGCAGAGUGUUCAAGACUGCCAUAAAAAGCCACUGUGAUUCAUCCCGUAGAGAAAAAUAAUCUUUAAUUCCUCAAACAACAACAAACACAAACAGUAAAUCAGGACUGUGUGGCCCUGCAGCUCCCCCCUAAAGCCAGGACAGAGAAAAUGGACCAUUCUGGAAACACUCUUCAAACUCCAACAAUCUUCUUUUGAGCUAAAACAGCAAUAUCUAAUCACAGCUGAAGAAACUUCAAGGAGCAGUGUGACAAAAUUUCAGAUUGAAACAGUCCUCUGCUCACCAUUUCAUCUGGUGGCGUUUCAGGACAAAAAACUACCGCAAAGCAUCUUUGAGAAGUUUUUGACCCCAUGACAUCUUUCUGUAUAAAUUCUUUUAAAUCCAACCUCUACUCUCUCUUUCUUCUUUUCUAUAUUCUGAUGCAUAUUAAGAGGCGGCUCACUUAAAUUCAGUACUAUAUGAGAGAAACAAGGUGCUGUUAGAUGCCUGCCUCUGAAAGGCUGAGUUAAAAGACACCUAGAAAUUGAGUGUAUGUAUAAAAGUGAUUAUACCUGGAUUUAGAUACACUUGAAAAUAUUUCACUCCGUUAUUACAAAGUGUGUUCUGCUAAAAGCCGCAAAAAACCACAGACUGCACCUUUAGUUUCAAUUAGCAUUAUUAAGUUAAGUCAGGGGAGACUCAGGGCUUUUUCACAUGUUUGCUCUUGUCUAAAUCAUGAUCCAUCUUGUUACAGGCUCAAGCUUUGUCUGUAUUCACUUUUGGGGAUGUGUACAAGCAGGACAAAAUGUGUAAUGUGCACUGAAAAAGUUCUCUGAUUGGUCAGAAUUUCAAAAAAUAAAUAUACAAAGUAUGCAUGUUUGCAACAUUGUCCCUUGAAUCAUAAUUCAGAGUCACAACAACAUCAGACAUUAGUAUAUAAACACUGCUAAUAAUGAAACAAUACUGUUUUUAAAACUUGCUUUUAUUACCUUGUCCCCUUAAGUCAAAAUUAGUAACUUUAACUAUGGGGUGUGUAACUGUUGAACUUCUUAUUUUGUUCCUUUUUUUUGGUUCUCAUUCAUAUAUAUAUAUAUAUAUAUAUAUAUAUAUAUAUAUAUAUAUAUAUAUAUAUAUAUAUAUAUAUAUAUAUAUAUGUUUUUUUUCUUACUAUUUUUUAUUUUAUUUAUUUAUUAAUUUUUUUGUUCAUUUGUUUUUAUUUGCCAGUGUUACUGCAAAAACACCAGAAUUUUUCCUCUGGGGAUUUUUAUUACAGAAGUCAGAAGUAUACCUCAAGAUUGAAACUCUAUCUGUCUGUCGAAAAUCAGAAGUUGCUACCUCUGAGUGGUUGUGUGUCUCUACUUACUCAUAUACACACAUACACCUUUACUCUCUCUCUUUUUGUCACAUACACACUCUGGAAAACUUUUGAACGGCAUGAUUAAAACUGUUUGUGUCUUUCUUGCAUUAAAGACACAAUAUAAAGCAGUAAAAGUCCGUUAAAUGAAACAGCAGCUGCUUUGAUGUCUAUAACAGUACAGUUAGUUAUUUUGUACAGAGGCUGCCUGUGGUCAUAUGUAAAAGUGAAUUACAACUAGCUGUGCAGAGUUUAACCAAGUGCACUUACGGUAUGCAGUUAAUAACUGAAGCGUACUUUCACAUAUUUUGAUGUCUUUUUUUGUUGUUUAUGUUCUAAAUAUUAGUUCAAUUUUAGACGCACUUGCUUUGAUGUUCUCUGUAAGCCCCGCUAUUAUUUUAUAUCCUUAUCAUACCCAUGGAUCCCCUUUGUUGAUGUUUGCAGCCAGCCUCCAACAACCGCAGAAGAGUCAAAUUGACUAUGCACAGGCACAAACAGCACGACGCUCAGAUCAAUAUAUCAUUUAUGAGCAGCCAGAUUAUGCAUCGCCCCCUGUGGAAAUAGGCAGGGCUGCCAGUCAUGUCCAGAUUGCGUCUCCAUAGGAAUAACUUAAUAUUUAAUGAUGGUGUUGAAAGCUCUGCUGUGAUGGUGGCUGUUCAAGUCAGCAGUGUGGCAAAUGCUGACUUAAGCCCUUUUACAGCUUAUUACACAUGCAAAGAACUCUUAAAAAUACAAAUGUGUAUUAUUAGACUUAGACAAUGUGUUCUGCACGGAGCUAAUGCGCGGUGAGGACUCGGUGGUCAGAGAGGAGCACUGAGGGUCUGGCUCGGUUCUUCCCCUGUCAACUGAGUUUACGCUCUGUGUGUCCUCUCUAGAUUUAAUCUAUUUUCUAAACAUAUUUUAAGAAUAAAUGAAGGAAACAACAUGUAAACAAAGCAAAUAUACAAUAUGAAUCAAGACUAUGGUUAUUGAACAGUAUAUUAGAAGAGAAUAUAAAGCAUAAAAGUAAAUAAAAAUGAGUGAAACUUUUAAAGUCAAUUGAGUCUUCAAUAAUCGUAACAUCUGCAAUCUGUAUUAUUAUCGAGGUUGACAUUUUGAUGGCUUUUUGAGACUGUUUUACAUGUUAAAUCCCAGGUUAUCAGAUACAAAGCAGAGUGGGAAAACUGAGUGGGAGAGGAAUUGUUUUUAACUUGAAAACCAGAGCUCCAAAAAGAGUAAGCGGCAAUGAAAACAACAGUUUUAAUGUUAAUUUCACAUAUGAGAAUCACAGGGGACGUUUUGAGAGGAGAAAAAAUAAUGUCCUGAUUGUUUGAAUUGUGUUUCUCUUCACUCUCACAUGACACAAAAGCUCUGUCAUACACUGAUGGUUUCCAUCUACUUUGAUUUUUUAGCUUGCUUUACUUUUAGGACUUUGGAGAAGAAAAAUAAUUUGUUUUAAAUGUUGUUAGAGUGUCACAAAGUCAACAGAGGUAUAUGUGCAGAAAAGCGAGGAUUAGUGUGUGUAUUUACCAAACUUAAAUUGCUUCACCCAACUUCACCUGACAGAAUGAGGCAACAGGGCCUGGGUGUGUAAUAGAGACCAGACUAUUAUUAUGAUUUGAGUUUGUAAUGUAGUGUAAGCCACAGUCUCUUAUAAAGUCAUAAAUUUGAGGCUGCUAUUUUUAAAAGACAUGUCAACUUUGUGUUCAGUUAUAAAAGGUAAAAAAUUGUCUCUCAGUUUCAAUCAUAACUUAUCUUGGAUACAUUUUAUUUGAAUUAUACUUGAUUUAAUUGAGUCAGAUUAAAUCAGGCUGAAUGGUUUCAUAUUUUAAUGAAUAGUCUCUGAAAUGGCUGGUAACCAUUGAGAACUCAACCAAACCAUCUUCUUACUCACUGCUGUCUUUUCCUUCCAAAUACAGAAAAAGUUCAAACGUACCCAUGUACAACAUUAGAUAUCAAAAUACUUGGGUCAAAAGUGAUAAACUUGUCUUUUUCUUGUUUGUCAACUUUCAGAGAGAGAGACUGCGUAAUAUCGAGAGGAUCUGCAACCUGUUGAGGAAGGUAAGCAGAGAGGAUGUCCUCUUAUUUGUGUUUCUACUCCGUUUAUAGUACAAUCAUCGACUGGUAUGCAGUGUGAACAGUGUGCCCAAAAGAAAUAGUCAUCAAAAAUGUGAUUUUUUAAAAGUCUUAUAUGACAUCUGCUCUGUUAUAGGGCGCCCCAGUUUCAUGUUUUCAUCUCCUUUGAAGUUAACUUGAUAGUUUAAAACUUGAUUGUGCAGAUUUUGUUGCAUGGUGGAGUUGUGUAUCAGUAUUUUGCCGGUCUAGAUUCAGUAAGGACUUGAAUCAUUUUUUGAUUUACAAAGUGACGCUUCCCUUUUUGUUCUUGCCUCAUGUUGUUUUGACAUCAAAGAGGAGGCAGAGAUUUAAAGGUUCUGUGUCAUGCUCGGCAGACCCGUGUGCAUGAGUGUGCGUGUGUGUGUGCACGCAGGCACAUUUGUCUUCUUACGUGCACACAGGCACAUGUGUGUACGACGGUUUGCCUGGAGGACUCAGUGUGAGGCUGAAAAAGAGGCCUCCUCCCAGCUUUAAUGUGACAUCUGUUUAUCCCUCCACCUCUCUGAAAGUCACACUGCGCCUGCACGCCUCCUGCCUGUGUGCUUGCGUGUGUGUGCAUGUUUCAAUGUGGAAUUCUGUUUAUCCUGGAGGUUCAUUGGUUGAGCAGCUGAUCUUGGUUAUCAGUGUUGCCGGACCCAGCCUCCAGGCCCUCCACCAGCCCCUCGGGACGACAUCCUCCCUGCAGUGCUUUUCACAGGGGCAAACACACUAAUGCUGCCGAGAGCAACAGACAACACAUGCACACUCAUGGAAGUACACUGCCCUUGCAGAUGUGACCCACUGUGUGUCUACUGUGGGUAGCUCUAAACUACAACAGUAUAAUUGAGCACAGUUUAGAGGAAAGUACCAUGCAAUUCAAGAAACGGCUUAUACCAUUCCUGCCCAUUUUUGUUCUAUUGAAAAAAUGGAGAUAGGCGAGUAAUGGAGGGGUGAAGUCAGUAUGAUGCAGCACUGUCAUGACAGAAGAAAAAAGGAUGUACGAAACAACAAAAUACAUUUGGAGUGAGUGUAGACAUGGCUGUUAAAUUUUGAAACAGAGGGAAUACUACACAAUUUACAGACUAGACAUCCAGUUGGAUCUAGAGUAGAUACAUAAGAGUUGUCUAAAUUUCAAUCAUGUAUUAGAUAUUCUUAAAUAAUUUAAGGUAGGGCUGGGCGAUUAAACAAUAACAAUAUAUAUUGAACAUUAAUUUCCCUCAAUAUCAAUAUGCUUUUCGAUAGUCGGCGUUCUGCUAUGUUUAUGUAGACAAUUGGAAAAACCAAUGAAAAGGGGAGUCCGCUUCGAGCUGAACCAAUCAUGCGCUGAAUUAGAACCAAGUAGCUAACAACUGCGUAGUAGCAGGCUGCAGCUACACGCAACCAUAGCACUUUAACACGUGAAGCCAACAGCACUAGCAGUGAGAAAAAAAAGAAAAUGGGUGCUACCCCCGGCAGAAAUGCAGAUGAAGGCUCAACAGAUCAAUCAAUCAAUCAAUCAAAUUUUAUUUAUAUAGCGACAAUUCACAACAAUUGUCAUCCCAAGAUGCACUCAAAAGAACAAGAGCAGGUCUAGACCACGCUCAUUGUUUGAUGAAUUAUCAAGACCCAACCUAAGAUGGGAUUUGGCCCAACUCAUCUAACAUGAGUGACAGUGGCAAGGAAAAACUUCCUGUUAACAGGCAGAAACCUUGGGAAGGACCAGAUUCAUGCUAGACAGCCACCAAGCUGCUGCUGGUUUUGGGAGGAAUACAGAGAGAGAUGACGACAUUGUCGACAACACUAGCAUGAAAACAUCGGUGGUGUGGAGGUAUUUUGGUUAUUUGAGGUCGGACAUGAAGCAGAGUAAUGUGCACUGCAAAUUAUGUCGAGUUCAUGUUCUCGUGAAGUCGGGGAAUACCUCAAAUCUUUUUCACCACCUGAAGCAGUGCAACGCGGCAGAGCAGGCGCAAUGCAAAAAGUUACACAUCCCGAGCAGAGCAAGGAGUCCAGGGCGCCUGUGCAGCUGAAACAGCCGACCAUUCAGUCUGCUUUCUCUAGCGCUCAUGACAAAAACGCUGAAGAGACACAAAGACCUCACAGAUGCAGUUGCUUAUUGUAUUGCAAAAGACAUGCUACCAAUAAGCACUGUUAAAUUUCAUUUUUCAUAUCUAUAUAUAUAUAUCGAUAUUGACUGAUAUGAAAAAAAUAUAUCAUGAUAAACUUUUUCCCAUAUCGCCCAGCCCUACUUGAAGGGUACUUAUUAAAGGAAAACACAAGUUUCUAUCAAUUUACAAGAAUAUAUCAUCGCUCUUGAGUGUUCUGUUUUUUGCUAGAAAAUGUUGGUAAAUACUAGAAUCUUCUUAAAAACUGCUCAUAGGAGACCUAAUACCAAGUUGCUUCUUAAAGCGGUUGGUGAAUGUGGCCCACUGGAUCCCACUGAAAGCUCAUUAAUCUUGCUGGUUUAUAGAACAAGACAUAUCUACCUCUGAGGAACUGAAUACAUUAACUCGACCAACAACCAUCUCACCAUGUUCUGUCAUCAGGUGAUUGAUAAGCAGUAUUAUCUACUGGCUGAAGAACUGAAGAAAACACCAACUGAGAGACAAGACACCCCCUCUAACUGCCUCAAGUGACAAUUUCCUUUUCUUACAUCGAAUCAAAUUUAAACGUCUUUUUCGCAGUUUUCUGAAGUUCACGCUCGAAAUACAUGAGCUAUAUUUCGACUGUGUUGCCGGGCCUGUCAGUGAGGAUGCCUGAGGUCCUGAUGCAGGAUCAUCUGCUGCAUUGUGAAGGUUUUUUUUUUUUCCUUCUUCUUUCUGCAGAGCUCCUCUUUCCUCCGCUAAAACUAUUCAGCUCUCUCCAACUGGCACAGUCACAGCACGGUGGUCCUGAUUGAUUUGGUUAAAAGCUUUGGCUGUAUUUCUUUACGUUGGCAUGUCUGUUUCGAUAGUUUUUACUCCACACACACACACACAUACAAAUGCAGGCAUAUGGACAUGUGCCAUUUUUGUUCUCCAUGGAGUAUGUUCUGUUCUGAUGGGUUUUGGACGCCUGCGAACCCGUGCAAAUGACAAUAGCUUGAAGGGGAUAUACUUGGUUCUCUUCUCUAUACUGUGCAUAUGUGUGCGCGAGAGAGUGUUCUUGAGCCUGUGUGUAUGUGUGAGUGUGUUAUUCAUUAGGUAUGCAGUCUUGUGGCUUGAAGCAAUGAGCCGAGUGUUGUCACAGCAACUGAGCAAACCUGAGUGUACUCAUUAGUGCUCUUCCUUCCUUUAUUUGGGGGCCUGUCUUGCCCCCUUUUUUCCUUCCCUUCUUUUCCUUUCCUUUAUCACUCCUCUGUCCUCUUCUCACUUUCCUACCAUCUCUAUAUACCUUGUAAGGGUUGUAAUGAGGUAACAUAUUGGCAGCAAAGGAUGAGCACAGCAUGUAAUAUACUUAUUUCUUUAGUGUCAAGGGUAUUUUCUAAAUUGCUGCCAUGACAUCUGUAGAGCUCUCCUAUCAUCUGUAGCUACCAAAGAAGUCAGCACAUGGAGUUUAAACGCUUGUCUCCAUGAUGUUACACCCUCAUUUUGUCAUAUUCUCUCUAUUUCCACAUGCUCUGCAUGAACAACCCUGCACCAUACACUCUUCCGCUGUCCAAAUUUUUACCCUCGUGUUGAAUAAUUUUGUUUUUUCUCUGAAGCAAAGAGUCUUGAGAAGUUUUCAAUUUUUUCCCCAAAGUAGUGCCUCUCCUCGCUUUGCUGAGUUUGUCCAGUACAUGUAGCAUCCUCAGGUAGACCAGUGGAUGAACUCUUGAACUGAUAAACUCAAGUUAAAUAACAAGGAGGAAAAAUAUAGAUAUGUUUGGCAUCCUUCAAAACAUCACAUCUGGUUCAUGCUGCCUAACCACCCUGUGCUCUUCAACUAAACUUAAAAGUCCAUACUUCAAGUUUUAUUUGGCCAAACAAACAGAGCGCAGCUGAGGGGGAGAGCACGGUGGCUGUAAGCCAUCUGGCAGGAAGAUAAGCUUGGCAGCCUGUGGCGUCUAAAAUCGAGAUGUGUGUGUCUGUGGUCAGCACCUUCAGAAACUUUGACAUUAAACUGACCUUAACAAAACAGUUUAAGAUUGUUUCAGGGGAAUCAUGAAGGUAAAAUUGAUCUAAAAAUAAACUUCAUUUUGUCACAGCAUAUUAACAAUGAUAUAGUAUAGUUCAAGAACGUUGGACAUUGACGGUACAAUUGCAAGAAAUGUAAGGAUUUCAACAUCUACAGAUCUUAAUAUCAUCAAAAGAUUGAGAGAAUCCAUCAGAAGUUCACUUAAAUGAAAUUAUGUCCUAGUUAGAGGUGAAAUGUCAUGGUGUGUCUAACAUGAAACUCGACAGCUGUUAUUCAGUAUGGUUGUGAGCUGUUUGGAUAAAGUAUAGUUCAGACACAGCCCCCGAGAGAAUCUCUUAUUAUUUUAACUUGACUACAAAAACAACAGAGAGGAGCUGCAUUAAACUGUGUUUGAGCUGAUCUGAUAAGUGUAUUGGUGUUAGCCACUUUCAAUCCCUGCUGUGUUCUGUCCUGCCCCAAAUUUGUAUUGAAGAAGAAAAUAAAUCAUGUUAAAGGCACCAGCGUAACCAGCAAAGAGACUCUUGGUGUACAUCAAGCACACAGUACUACAUUUAUUUUCUUUACAACACCAGAGAACGUCCAAUCGAUGUGCAGAUAUUUAAUAAUAUACAACCCUUCAGCAACAACAGAGUCCUGGCAGCAUAAAAAAUGAUCGGAGUGCAUGUAUUUUCUCUAAAGCACAGAGCAGUAGUGAGGCUUAGGUCAAACCUCAUUGUGUGACUAAACUUAACAGAGAUGGUUCUAGUAAAUUAAUGAGUCUGUUAAUUUGAUACUCGACCUUCCCACUGCUGUGCACUGGGGAGAAGAGACACACUAGCAGCUUUUCUCCUCCAGCAGCAGGAUCAGCACCUUGGACAGCACCACACAAUCCUCACAAUUGUGCUGCUACAGUGUUCCGCUUACAAAAUUGAUGAUUUGCAGGAUGAUUCGAGCGCAAGAGGCAGUUAAUAAAAAGGUUGUUGCAAUACCCUGAAUCCACAUCACGGUAGCAUAAGCUGUCUGAUGGAGGAGGAGUGGCAAUUUUUAAUGUGGAGGGGAAAAAUAUGUGAUAUUAUAUUAAAAACACACAAAUAUGAUAGCGAGACAGAAACACCUGAAGUCUCAGAACAAAUGAAUGAGGCAUUACAGUUUUUAUACCUAAAAUCAAUAACAAGUAAGUGCAUCUAGAAAGAGUAGGUUAGGCUUCAAUGCAUAGUUACACAUACAUAGGGUUGUAAAGGGGUGGAAAAUUUCUGGAAAUUUUUCAGAAACUUUUCAUGUGAAGUUAAAAUGGUGAAUUUUGGAAAUAUUCCAAAUUGGAAACUUUCCAUGGGAGUUAUUUGGAAUUUAUGGAAAUUAUUGGGAAUUUAUUGGAAUUAACUGGAAAUUGGGGGUACUUUACACAAACUGUAUCAUAUCCAAACAUAAAUUUUAAAUAUUUUUGUUUUGUCAUAAGCAGACAUCCAUGCAAAAUUAUACUAUUAAAAAACAUUUCAACAGAUUUAUAGAGUGGCGAUGGCGAAUGUGGCAUUCUUCAGUAGAAUAAAGUAACAAAAAAGCUUGUAAAAACACUCAUGCAAUGGCAUAAACAGAAAUACAGUUGGCUAAACAACUGGAAUGGUCUUCAAAAUAUUUGACAAUUGAUGUGUAAAUUAUUGUAUGGUUACAGAAAACUGUCUUACAGGAGUCAGAAGAAACAGCAUCACAUUUGAGAUAGCUACCACCACCAUGAUAAGCUAGCCCCUUAAAUAGUCGAUAGCUUACAUUUAGCAUCUAUUUUAUUUUAUUUUUUUUGCAAGUUAAAUAUUUAUACCAUUAUAGAUCAAAUAUAUUUACCCCAUAAUAUUAUCAAAACUUGACUUUAUAUAGACAGUUUCCUCCAACGUCUUGUGCUUUGGGCUCAAAAGUGUGGCCUCCAGGGUUCAAGAAAUCAUCUGUACAUGUGAUGGAGGAAUGCAAAGUGCACGUAGGGGGUGUGGCCCCAAUAGUCCUGCAUUGAGCAGUGUGCUGUGUGCAUGUGAUUGAGGAGUGUACUUUCAUUGAAUCUGGUUGUUUUUGCCAAGAUUAUAUUUUCACCAACUAUAUUGAAGUUCCCUGAUGAGGGCCAACCUUCAAUUUUGUAAAUUUCAGAUUUAUUCCCAUUAAUUCCCAUGGAAAGUUUUCAACUAUGAAAAUUCCUGGAAUUUUGCAACCCCCACACAUCCAGCAUUUAGCCAGAAAAAAAUCACCUUGAAAUGAUGCAACUGCAGUACAGUAGUUAAUGCCGCUGGAAUAAAAGGGGCUGCACUGUAUGUGUGUGAUUUGUUCUGUGGGAGCUUUCAAGCUGGAACAGUGUCAAUGAAUCUCUGUCAGUCAGAAUAAUGAGCUUACACAAACCCUGGUGCAUCCUUGAUUCCACACAGUAUACCAAUGAAGAAGACGAGAGGAGUGGAGAAAAAAAGGUGGAGACGGGAAUGGGGAGUAUGUGUGAGAGAGAGAGAGAGAGUGGGGAGAGGGGAGGAGAGAGAAAUUAAGAGGGAGAAUCAGGAGAAAGAUAGAGGAGAGGUUUGAGAGGGGGGAAGGGAAACUCUCUUUGACAAGAAAAUAGCAAGCACUGUUAGGCUCAGCAGGAAAUGAAUAUUAAUAGCGUGCUGCACGACUUUCACUGGAAACAGCCCAGAUUCCCAUGGUUGUAGUCAUCAAGUACAUACUGUAUUGUUUCAGAGAUAUCGCUACAUUCUGCAAAGGAAGUGUAAAAAAAACAAGUAGUAUUGCCUCAAGCUGGUGCUACAUAUGGUCCGAGGAGUUUGAAACGUAGAACAAAUCAACCUAGAACUGGAUACGAUUUUGCUGUAACUGUAUGAACCAAUGAAAUCUGAAACAGCUGUUAGGCUUCAGGUGAUGUCCAACCCCCAUGUAAAAAGCAGGGACAAUAAUUAGACAGUCCACGGGGACUUCACACACACAUUGACUAAAGAAGUCAAUGUAAUCUAACGUAUACAAGCUUGAUAGUAUAAGGUAGAGAUGUGACGUUCGCUGAUGAGUCAGUCAUUUAAACGGCUCUUUUAAGUGAACGAUGAGAACUGGCUUACACUGGCAAGAUGUUCCCAUAUGCAAAUUGCUAACGCUGCCUUCAGGUGUCACUUUUGUGCCCCAACACCAGGUAGGGAAGUACAAAUUUGCAUUCACAUUUUUACCAUGUCUUAAUUUUUAUCAGUUAUCUGUAGCUUGCUUAGUUUUUAUUGUGCUGCAAAGUUUUUUAGGUGAGGGAAAAAAUCAAAUUGUGAUUUCCCUGUCGGAGCAUGGGAUAUGGCACCAUCUUAUGGGAUGUUUACGAUGAAAGCACAAGCCAAAUAAAAUUAAAAUCAAUAUUUUUGAGAAACUCCUACUCAUGGGUACCCUAGGUUGACUUCUGAAAAAUAAAUGAUUAUAACAAUGAGCCAGUCUUUUGAAGGAAACAGUUCCUCAAGAUCUGGCUCCCUUCAAAUCCCAUCCCUAGUACAAGGAUUCUGUACCUCAUAAAAAAUCCACAGCGGAACUUACACCCCAUUCCACCACAUCCGGAAUGGUUACGAAAAGGCCGUAUCUGCCGAUCGCAGCUGAUCGUUUCCAUUCAAGUUAAUGUGUCAAUUUCCACUGGCCUCUUUCCAUUCCGCUGCGGAUCGCACAAGUUCUAUUUUUCCGGACGCCAGAGAUAAAUUCAUCACAGAUUAGUCCGUGCUGGAAAGGAAGUCGGGCACAGACACAAAAUAAAACAUCUGGCGUCUUUUCAAAAUAAAACACUACAUGUUUCAGUCGUAUCGUAUUUCACACCAUGCAAACGGACAGGGACAAACAAGUGAAAGGUUUUUAGACACCAUGGAUGAGGAGAUGCUGAAUCUAGAAAUCUAGAAGUGGAUUUCCUCCUCUGGAAGGACACCUUUAUAUGAUUAUGUGGCUGUUUUUAUAGUGACAACUUGUUUUCGCGCAAUUGCAGGUGAGUCCGUGAUUUCUUGGGAGUUCUUGCAAAUCCGCCACAUAAAAUAUCACAUCUAGUAACUCGUGAUAUACAAUCACCAGAAACUUCAUGCGGUUCACCUGUUCAAUUACCUGUUAACACUAAAAGCUAAUCAGCCAAUCACAUGGCAGCAUCUCGAUACAAUUAGGCAUGUAGACGUGGUUGUUGUUGCCAGACAAGCCGGUCUUUAUGUCGCACAUAAACUUGCAUUUUUGCACAUUUGUGUGAGAUUUGAGCAGUUUACAACUACUUUCUCAGAUUAUGACAAAAUACGUUUACCUUGUGAUUUGAAAUUUUGCAUAGUGUAGUCACCAAACUUUGUAACUUUGCAGUUUUUGUUGUAAAUGUGGGAAAGUAUGAUAUCCCCCCUUAAGUAACUUAAGUCAAUACAAAAAUAAAUAAAUACAGAUAAUACACAUUAUGAGGGAGAGUUCUGUACAGAUCUCCUCCACUAGUGGUUCUAUUGACUGUGUCUUGGUGAAGCAUGGCUGUGUGGCCACACGGGCUGACAGGAAAGAAGCACUCACACCAUGAAAACAGAGCUAUUACACAGCAAUCACUCCAUCUGCCAAAACACCUUGCUGAUAUUGCGACGGCGUGUCAGCAAACAGACAACACAGGCAGUAAUGAAGGAGCUGAAUUAUUCAGCGCAGCAGUUUGAUGUUUGUUUGAAUGGCAGUUUGCAGGAUGUGGAAUUGAGUAGAAUAUGAUAAGUAGCAGGAUGAUCAAGCUCUCCAUGAGGUAAGCCAGCCAUCUGUCCACCCAGACAACACUUUCAGCACUUCAUUAUCCGUCCCUCCAUAUGUCCAUGUAAUCGCAUCUCACUUAACACACAACAUGUCAGAAACUAUGUCCCGCUAAUGAUAUGGAGUGCAGCAUUCAUAACUUGAGCAGAGGGAGAUUAUAGUUUGAACAACAUUAACAUAAAACGCUUUGGUCAGUCGGCGUGCUGCAGGUUCCCUUGAGUCCAGAACUUGACACAUCCAGAUUUGGUCAUUAUCCUUUCAUCAGUAUGUGGGGAAACAGUUUUGUCUGCGUAAUAUCCCUGAGAAACUUGUCAUAUUUAGAACCAGACAGUUGGGGUUUGUAAUAUACAGCAAGUCUGUGGUGUUCAGGAUCAAACAAGCUUUCAGAAAAGUGGCUGUAAAUUUUUAUUUGAACGGAGAAAAGUUUUAAAAAACCUCAAAACAAUCCUGUUUCAUCACUGCAGAAGAUCUUAGAGUAAACAACACAAACCAACGCUAGCAAGACUACACAUAUUUAACCUGCAUGGGACGUGUGCCAGAAGAGAGGCCUUGAUAUGUAGGAAGAACAACAGAGUAAGACCAAAGCUUUCCGAUGAACAACUUGGCAAGACACAGGACGUCUAGAGCAGUGGGCUCUGACAAGGCGAAUUGAAAUGUAGUUGUUUGGCCACAGUAUUAGAAAACAUUCCUGGCAGAUACUUGAGGCAGUAUUGUGCAGGCAAACCUUAUUCCAAAUGAGAAGUAUGGUGUCAAAAAUACUAUGUUUUGUGGUUGUUUUUCUGCCACAGUAAAAUGUCUGACUGUAGGUGUGCUUAAAAUAAUGUGAGGCCUCUGUCUGAAAGUUAAACAGAACUGCAGAAAAAACUAUUUUACUGGAUAAGAGGGGAAGUGAGGAUCUGAAUCUAUAAAGGAAUCUAAGUUCUAAGGUCAGAUGACACUUAAGCAUGGGCACAAUCAAACAAAAUGGUAAAGGGAAACAAGAAGGAUAGCUAGAUGGUAAUAAAAUUCCUGCCUUUCUAAUGCAAAUAUUGAUAACAUGCAAGAGAACUCAUGCACUCACUAAAAUGAAAAUGAUGCAAACCCCUGACUCACCAUGCAUUUCUAUGAGAUUGUCAAGAUGGGGUGUCGCCCAGGCUUAUGUCUACCUUUAAAAAGAAAGUAAAAAGAAUAACAUAUCUGCAGCCAAUGCAUAAAGCCCGUAAUCUUUGCUGCUAACAAUAAAUUGGGCUGACAGCUUUGAAGCCCGUAAUCUUUGCUGCUCAAUAAAUUGCUAAGACAGUGCUUUAGCCACUAAUUUCACAAAGAAGAUUGCGUAUCAGGCUGUUAAUGUUCAAACAACAUUCUCAAUCAAUCAGUCUUUAUUGAUAUAGUGCCAAAUCACAGCAAAUUGUAUCUCGAGACACUCAACGACCGUAACAGGCAACUAUUGAGCCUAUCAACAAGGCCAGUAUUUAAAAAGUGUAAAAAUCUGAUAAAAUUCAUUUGGCCCACAAACGUCUCAAACUGUAUCUGGAGCAGGUGUUGGUAGUUUUUGCUGCUAACAAGCAGGGAGAGCACGGCACUUAGCAACAAACAGCAUAUUUAUCUUCAUCUCUUCCUCUCCACUCCCUAAGCUGAACUUUAAGAUACCCAUCACGGUUUAAAAGUAGCAGCAUCAGCGGCAUAUUUCACCUGUUUAAUUGGCAUCAGGGGAACUGUGUGGAACUUCCAAAUGUGUCUGUAAACUGGAAGUUAAGUUUGAAGCAACAAACAAACGCUGUCCACUGUCUGUCAUUGAAUUAGCUAAUUGAAUUAGCUAGCUACACAUGUACACUAACCAUAGACUGUAUAUAGAAUAGACGCCGUCUGCCUCCUUGCUGGGUGAAGCCACUCAGAGAACAGCACCCUCUGUUGACAGGCUGCAGUAUAGGUCAUAAAUCAGGUCCUUUUUUCUGUACAGCUCCAUUUUUAAAAGUUAUUAGGGUGUUCAUGUUUUCUAUGAUUAUACAGCCUAUGGGCCAAAGAAGAUUGCAUAGCUCAUCUGGGGGAUACACUGUUUGAGCCGAGCGUCAUCACAGCGACUCUCGACGACUCUCCCCCUGAAUGCAUACAACGCUACUGUUCAAAGUUGUUUUCAGGAAAUGGAGGAAAAAUCAUGGAGAUACCGAGAGCUUUUUGGCUUCGAAUCUGUAUACCAGCGGAAAGCAGAACCAAGUUAUCCAUAGUAUAUACAGUAUAUAAAACUAACACAAUGAUUAGUUUACCUUCCAGCUACUUGGUAAUGAAAUACGAGGGAAACGGAGCAGAUACUUUAAGCAUGUUUUUUUUUUUUUAUUAAUGGGUUAUUUAUGUGAGAAAAUAACUGGUUACUUAAGAUGUCAUGUGUUACGAUACUUGUUACAGCACAUAUGUAAUCCGAGCCAUUACCAUUACCACCAACACUGCUAGUGACCAGUUGCCUUGAUCAUUUGUUGUUCAGCUGAGCUUUUAGAUGUCAUUAUCAGUCAUGAUGGUCAGACAAAAAGGUUGUGUAGCCUGACUGAUAUAAAUAUAAACCCAGAUUUGAUGCCAUGAAAUUUUUAGGGAGAAAUUAGACAUAUUAAUUGAAGAAACAAUCCAAGGUAUUGCAGCUGGAUCCUCAAAAAGUCAUUUCUGAUGCAUGAACAAAGCUUCCUGGACAACCAUCCAUUACCUUCCUAAACAAUUUUCUGACUUUAGUUAGCCAUUGUGUGAUGAAUUCUGUAUUCUGUUUUGCAUCCAUUUCUUUCAACGUGUUCCUGAUAUCAAGGUGAAGCCUGCUUCUUCCUCCAGUCACAGCCAAUCAUAUUCGAGGUUGCAGAAGAGUAGGGAGUAGGUUGGGGAGGGAUGGAGAUGAUGAUGGUGGUCCCCUGUGGUUCUCAUAAUGUUUUUGAAGUUUCAGUACAAAGGUCCCCCCCCUCCCUUUCCCCUUCCUGUAUCUCUCUGACUCACUCUCCCUGACUGUGUGCACGAGUGCAUGCGUGCAUUCGCGCGUGCACAUGUGCGUGCAUGUGUGCCCGUCAUGCAGGUCACAUCUAUCCUCACAUCUCACUUAAGUACACAGGAGCGUGUGCAGGUGAUGAAGUCUGUGUGUGUGUGUGUGUGUGUGUGUGUGUGUGUGUGUGUGUGUGUGUGUGUGUGUGUGUGUGUGUGUGUGUGUGUGUGUGUGUGUGUGUGUGUGUGUGUACUGUGUGAAGUGUAUUGUCUGAUGUUUGGUCACUGAGGGCCUGUCCUGCAUACUUUGACAGAACUCUGUGAAGUUUGCCAUGUUGCAGGGCACAAAGGAAGGCUGUCUGCUCUGCACAGAUGGAGGUUUUGUUUUUGGGGGUUAUAGAUUUGUGUUUGUGCGUGACUGACAGAACACGUGCAAAGACGCAGAUGACCGGAAGUUUGUUUGUCAGGUUGUUCCGGUGGAUGUUUAGACAUAAGUAGGUGAACUUAAUCCAGUCCUAUUCAGUAUACUUUAUUUUCAAACAGCAGGAAGUGAGAGGGACAUGUUCAGACUGGAUCUGUGACUGUUCUAUAAAUGAUCUCAGCAGACGUAGAUCUAACAGCGGCUUUUAGAUGAGUAAAUCUCUACUUUCUGUGAGACCUCCUGGUGUCCUAAAAGGAUCCCUGUGGCGAGGGUUUCGAUUUUAAAGUAAAUGAAUUCAUAUAAAAAAAAAAUGGUAAAUGAAAUACAAAUAUAAUAAUCAGACUUUUACCAAAUGCCUACAGUCUUUCAUGCUGAUGCAAACUUUGUUGUUAUUUUGCUUACUUGCAGUGUGCCAGUGAACAUACUUUAUUGAUGGUGAAUAAAAUUGCCGUCACAAAAACAAUGCAAAGUAACAAGAGUUUAAAAAGGUGAUCAUGUGUUUCCCUAAAUUAGAAAGGGCCAACUUUUCUAACUUAUUUUAACUAACAACACUGCAAUCCACCAUUCUGCACUUAUUAUUUGCCAUAUAGUGGAUUACAGUUGAUGUAACCUGUUCAUGGCAGAUUUAUGUGAUAAAAUAAGAGCUGCUUUAAGAGGAGCUGGGCUGUUUAUUUUUGUACAUUGUACAGUAGUUGUUUCACUGAAACAAAAACAUUUUUCUGAAUGGAUGUGGAUAUGCAUUACUUUUUAGAUGACAGUGAUGACAAAACUACUGCAGAACUUGGAAAACCAAAUGUUAUGGUAUAUAAGUCAUUUAAUUCAAAGACAGCAUAUCAGACGUCUAAUCUGAAAUUAUUAUAUUCUGUAUAAUAUAAUUAUAAUUAUAAUAAAAUAAACGUAUUGCCAUAUACUUUUUUUAAACACAAAGAAAGUCCAGAUUGUAUUUUAUUUUAUUUAUUUUUUUACCAAUGUAUAAACAGUAGUGAACCUGGGAGAUUAGUUUUGGAUUUUGGAAAGUGGAAUCUUUGCAGUUCUUGUCCAGAGUAGGAUUUCUGGAUUUAAGUCUAAGGUUUUGCGUUUUUGCUUUCAUGACAUUAUAUGUGUUUCAGUGGUUGACAAGUCAGGACUGCAGACACCAGAGAUCAGAACCUCUUACAGUUUUUCACUUUAAUGAUGACCACACUAACAAUUUGAGUCUCAGUUUGCCAAACAAAGAUUUAAUGCUUUCAAUUAGCUAAGCAUUUUACUGCUGCAGGUAUCAGUUGCUCUCAUCAUUAUUCUUUAUUUGCAAAUUUCUUUAGUAAGACCUAAUCUAAUAAAUCCUGAGAAGCUUCACCUGGAUAACUGAUUUCUGGAAAAGAAAAAAAGAGAGAUUUAAGAGUCAAAUGUCAAAAUUAAGUCUGUGUCAAUUGUCUUGUAAAUGAGGUUAUUAAAGGGAAAGACCGUAACUGAUGAAAGGAUAAGAAAACGAUACCUAAGGGUUGCCAUAAAUAAACAUCUCAGAGCAAGAAUAGUCAGUGAUAGAGCCAUAGCUGUGUUACUGCUGCACCAUUUCUCCAUUAUAGAGGUAAUUGUGUGGAAAGAAACAGCUGUCCUUCUCAGUCAUCCUGAAAAACAUGCAUGGACGCAGUUAUGAGUAUAUGUGGAUAACAAUGCUCUUCUCAAUCCCUCUGUUUCAUAUUUCUACAUCCCUGUAGAAUUUUUAAUGCUUAAAUUUGGAACACGUGAUGUGGAUAUAUAUAUAUCUAUAUAUCUAUAUAUAUAUACAUAUAUAUAUAUGUAUAUGUACAUAUAUAUGUAUAUGUACAUAUAUAUGUAUAUAUAUAUUUACAUAUAUAUGUAUAUGUAAAUAUACAGUAAAUGUAUAUAUACAGUAUAUGUAUGUAUAUAUAUAUAUACAUACGUAUAUAUGUAUGUAUAUAAAUACACAUACGUUUAUAUGUAUGUAUAUAAAUACACAUAUGUAUACACACAGUUUAUAUAUAGAUAGAAAAAUCACUUUCUUUUCUUCUCCUUCAUUCAUUAUUGUUGUUUCAGCAUUAUUACUGAUUGACACAGCAAUAGUUUUGCUUCUGAGUCGCAAAGUGAUCAAGCUGAAUUUAGACCCAAAAUGCUGUCAGAGUCUUUAUUUAUAAUGUCUUCAUCAUUAUGACCUUCAGAAAUGAUAGUUUGGUCAGGAUUUGCAUUAUUAGCAGACUCUUGUGUCCUUAAAAUUUUUAACUUAAAACAUCACAGGCAUGGUCAAUUUUGCGAGGGAUUAAAAUAUCUGCAGAUCUCCUCUGCAGCUGCUACAUCAUGAAAUGAGAUUUGCAGGUUAAUUCCCACAGCCUUUUUGCUGUAUGUAAUGUAGUCUUUUACUUUACUUUAGACAAAUAGACCCUUUUAGUGCAACUCCACCGUAUGAUGAUGUUUGGUGUGCAGGGCUCAGCUGGAGGGAGAGCAGUCCUCUAGACACAUUAACCAGCACUAUGGGGCAAGUUGUUUUUGGCUUGUUUUCGACAACAGAAGAAGAAAACACAUGUCCCUUUUAAUAUGUGAGGUCACUCACUCUCCAGGGUCGAGUGUUACCUGAAGGAAUUAUUACUGACAGAUGAGGGAAAACUGGCUGACCUUUGCACUGAAUAGUUAAAUGAUUAACCUCUGUUAUUAUGUAGAUUAUCAUGUAGAGUAUUUUCCAAUACACUGCAGAGAGUUCCUGUUUGCUGAUUGGCUCGCUUCUAUAAUUUUCAUCAGACGUUAGAUGUGUUGAAAGCAAAGUUAAUUGAAUCUCUGAGUAGACUGCAGGAUAUCCCUGUGAUGGGUGCGCUUUUUGUUAAAAUAAUUAAAGAGUUAAAUUGUAUUAAGAUCUCUGUGUACUGUUGUCUUAUCUCUCAGAAUGGCAACAACCCUGUCAUAAGCUUUCAACGAGACAUGAAACUGCGUGUCUGCAUUUGUGUUUGUCAAAGUCAAAAGGAUAUUCCGCUUGGAAAUCCUCACUUUGACACUCAGCUGAAGCCUUUUAUUAAAAAAUGAGUCAUCUUACAUUUACUUGAAGUGACACGUACUGUUAACAGAGUGACUCCCCGACGUCUCAAAGGAGAAACUGAAUGAGAGGAAGCAGCAUCAUAGGAGUAGAUUAUUUUCCUUCAAAAGCUUUAAAUGUUGAACAAUACUUUCAGUGAAUCGCUGGAUUUUUUUUUCUCCAUUUGCAAUGUGUCCUGGUGACCAUCAUUUUAUCCAAGCUGUAGACAAUAUGCUAUAAUUCUGGUUUUCAGUCAAAUGUGUGAGGGGGUUUUUGAAUAUGGUGAGGCCUUAGGCUCAGACCUCCUAUAGAGAGAGAAUUUCAUUAACUCAACUGCAGGAAGGAGACACCUUCAAUUUUAUGCCUAUCAUUUCUGCCCUCAGAGAAAAAGGGCAUCAGCUCAUGACUGCGAGUACUGAAGUGAGCGAGUGCAAAGGGAGCUCUUGAUGUUCAGCUCUGGGGAAAAUUGUCUCCGUGUAGCUCAGCGAUCAAUGAAAGCACACCAGUAUGUAAUAAAUCACUCCAGUCAAGCCAAAUCUGAUCUUAAGCAAAAUGUCUUUACAGAAAAUAUUUAGCAACUUCUAUGACAUUUAAAAAGAAAUAAGGAGCUAUAGUUUUGCCUGUCUUUUAAAUCUGGGAUGUAUCAUUCUUUGAAUCUUUCCAUGAAAAUGGAAGUUUAGACAUUUCUAGUUUACCAGUAAGUGUUUGAGUUUGUCAGAUAUUAGCUAUGUUAACAUGGGCAAAAAUAAUCUGAAUAAAUGCCCAGUCGGAAUAAAAAUGCUUCAUGUAAACACAUCGAUCAGAAGAUUCUGAUCCAAUUCGGCUCAAUCACAAAGGAAUUGUAUUCCGAUCGAGAGGGGUGGUUUACGCCAAUUGUUAUUCUAAAACACGUCCAUGUAUACACUUAUUCCAAUUAUGACUCUCUUACCCGGGAUUUCCAUCGCAUCUGAAACAGCUCUGAGAUGGAACGGUGGCAAAUUUUGCUUCACACCAAUUCCUACCGGAUCCGUUUGUGAGGCGAUUUUUGUGGCAGAUUACAGACAGCAGGAAUCGUGAGAGCUCACAAGAACCCACUGAUUAACGUGCAAUCGCGCAAUAACAAGUUGCCUUUAGGCUAGGCUAGCAUAGGCUAGGUUCACAUAGGCUAACCAUAUAAGCAGUAGAUUGUGUCCUUCCAGAGGAGGAAAUCUACUUCUAGACUUAAAAAAUUCAGCAUCCUCUCAUCCAUGGUGUCAUGUGUGCACUGUGUGCAUAGAGAUGAAAUUAACAAAAAGGUCGUAAACACAGAUGUUGUACAUUUGUAACCAAGCAGAAUAGUAUUUUUAAAUGCAACACUUGCACUGCGUGCUACAAUUUUGUCUUGAGAUACAUUGAUCUUCAUUCAUUUUAAUGUCUCAAUAAAUUGCAUUGAAUUUAUGAUUGCAAUAUUUCCUGCCUGACAGAAGCCGACUUAUUAGGGGCUUUGUUUCAUAUGAAUUCACUUUGAACAACUAAAUGAACCACGUGGGUCCUUACUCCACAGCAUCUCAGAGGACUAUAAAUCAUGUAAAGGUUGUAAAAUAUGUAGUUUUUUUUUGCCAGUUUUUUUUUGUUUUCCGUCCUGCAGGGGUUUGAGACAGUAAUUUGCGAAUGGGUCUGUUUUGAUCUCAAGCAGGGGAGGAAAAGCUGCUGCAGCUAAAAUGAACAUCCAAGCUUCACCCAGAAUGAAAGAGUGGACCCAAAUGAAUUAGGUGGAGUGGAGUGGAGUGUACUUGAUAAGGCUGAAAGUGGAGCGUUAGAGAAAGAAAGAGAGAACCAUAUGUCUGUUAGUUUGCAAAGCAGCUCCUGUGCAUCUGAGAUUUGUAUCUGCAGCAGAGGUAAUUCUUUUUAAUAUAAUAUAUCCAAGUAUUUACUAAGCAUAAGUCUUCCCAGGCCUUUUUGAACUCAGAUAUAAAUCACUUAUGUUAAAUACUGGUGCAAUUUACAUAGCUGUAUGUGUUUUGUUGACAUGGUUAAAGAGAUUUUAUUUCCAGGACAGACGUAUUAUUUUGCAAACUAGCCUUGCCCUUUGACAAAAUGGUGUCGGCAACAUUAAGUAGAAAUUGAUUUCCACUAAUGGAAAUACUGGAUGUAACAUAUUUAUUGAUCUCAAGGCUAAUGACUCAUCAUUUUUUGACCUGUUUGGAUUUAAUUUUAGCUUAAGGCUUUUUUAAUAUCUCCUAUAUGUCUUACAAUAUGAUGAAUUCUGUGACCAACUGGUAUUAAGUGGCUAAUUUCUCCCUAAUGAUAAGGUCAUUUACAGGACAACAUCUGAAAGUGGACAUUAGUGUGCUUAAAGUGACUGUCGGAUUUCUGAGUAAUAUUAUUCCCUAAUAUUAUUCUGCAAAAAUCUGUUCAACAUUGUGUUUAUUUAGAUGAGCCUUUCCUCCGUGAUUAAAAGUAGAUUCUGUGGUUCCCAUCCAUCCUAAAAGAAGUGCACGUCUUUCUUUAAGGAUAAAGGUGUAAUCUGUUAUUCAUGGUUCUAUGGACAACACACAUGUAUGAUGGAUCUCUGGUAGCCAUUAAAACUCUGUUAAAGAGGUAGUGUUCCUCUGUAAAGACGCUAUGAGGGAUCAUAGCGUGUUGUUUCAAGUGAUCUUUUAAUCUUUGUGUUUUCUUAGUUAUGGACUGCAUUUCCCAUGAGCACUACCAACCACUGCCAUGUGGCUUUUCUCAGCAUGUGCAUUUGUUUUAGAAGCAAUACAUGGAUCACAGAUCUUGCAGAGGAAUGAGGCAAUGCAUCUGUCGUGGUUACCUAAUGCGGUGGUCUGUUUGCCGUGCGUGUUUUUCUUUAUGUGUUGGAGUAAGUGGUUGUCUCUUUGUUAGAGGAUCUUUGUUGCUGUCCACAAGGGACAUGCCCAUUGGAGGCUGCUGUCUACAUGUUAUCCAUCCACCUAUCAGCUGUGAGGUUUUCACUCCUCUUACUGACAGCAUCCACCAAUCUUCAGUCUCGAGUUUUUCCUCCCAAAAUCUAUGACUAUAUGUGACCCCCAAACUCAUCAGUGGGGAGACAGCUUAAGCAAGAAUAGUUCCAGGAGUUGAUAUAAACCAUUGUUACGGUUACUCAAGGCUGAGAAUAGAAAGCCAUGAAAUGAGUAUGGUGUGCUGACAAAUGUUGGCUGUACAGAGAAGUUAUGCAUGCUCCCUCUCUCUUGCUGUCAACCCCCAUUAUUCUUCAUUUAUUUCAUUCCUUUGUGCGUCGUGAUGAUUGCCGGGGGACCCUGUGUUCUUACCCUGCACCCCUUGAAGCAGUUCUGACUUUAAAGUUGCUUUUGAAAAGCUCUCCAACAGUAUUGUCUCAGCUGCAGACACUAAUUGGACUCUGAGAGUUGGAGACUGAGUCCAGGCAACCCUAGUCAGGGUACCCUUGGACUUUAAAAGCAGUGUGAGUGGCCAGGAGCUCUUUAUCUGAAGGGAGUGACGAUUUGAGGAGGUGGGAUGCAAGCUGAACUUAAAUUAUUUCUUUGUGGGUUUGAGUCCGACCCAUCUUUCUCUUCACAUGUUCCCUCUCAGUACCCUUCAUUCAGUGAAAUGACACAACAGUGCAACAAAGGGUAUGAGGUGAAAUCACUGUAAUGUCAGAGGAGGUUUGCAGAAUUGUGUCACAUUUUUUUUCAUCCAAAUUCUGUACUCAAGACAGAUCGAUCUCCUUAUUUCAGUCAGGCAUUUGUUCAUCAGCCUUACUACCUGCGGAGGAAACCCAUUCGGCCGCUUGUAUCCACUAUCAUGUUCUUUCAGUCAUUACCCAAAGUUCAUGACCAUAGGUGAGGGUUGGCACGUAGAUCGACCGGUAAAUCGAGAGUCUCGCCUUAUGGCUCAGCUCUUUCUUCACCAAGACAGAUAGGUUAAGCGUUCGCAUCACUGCUGACACCGCUGCGAUCCUCCUGUCGAUCUCCCACUCCAUCAUACCCUCACUCAUGAACAAGAUCCCGAGAUACUUGAACUCCUCCAGACUUGAACUUAGAAGACCUUCAUGAAAAAGAACUAAGGAACUCAGUGUACCCGGCCCAGAGGGACAACGGGGCCACACCCUGGAGCCAGGCCCAGGGUUGGGGCUCAUUGGCGAGCGCCUGGUGGCCGGGUUUGUACCCAUGGGGCCCAGCUCGAACGAACCACAUGGGCACCACCUCCACCCACUACCCGCUGGAGGAAUAUGAAGGGUCCGGUGCUUGACGGAUUGGGUGGCCUGAUCCUUGGUUAUGGAAACAGUUUCUGUAGUUGUGAAUGUAAAUUCUGCCUCUCUGUAAGAUUUUAGCUGCUCUUAGUUUCAUGGUACACCAGAUGAUUCGCACUUGAAUAUAAAGAUUCCUGAAAAAGUAAAUGUCUGGAUGGCAGAAGAUAUUAUCUUAAAACCUGUUUUAUUCAGUAUUGAUGUUACUGGGCUUAGCAGUGUAAGCUACUUUUCCCCAUACCAUCAUGGAUGCUGGCUUUUGAACUAUGACAACCAACUUUUUCCUUCUAUUUUCAAGUAUUCCGCUUCAGUCUAUCUCAAACUGGCAUUAUUGAGAGAUGGGGUUCAGAUCAUUUACAAAUUUUGGUUGUAUCUAAAAAAAAUAGUACGGUAACUGACUCAUCGAAAAGGAUGGACAUUAUUGGCAAAAGUGUAUCAUCACUAAAAGGAACUUCUUUAAAGGUGUCCACACUGACGAUUGAUUUCCCACAAGAAUUAAAUCCCAGCAUAGAUACCUGAUUGAAGCCCCGUCUUUCUCAUCCAUCCCCUCACCCCACAAUCCCUGGUCUCUCUCUACAACACGAUAUAAAAACAAUAAACUCAAGGCCAACUCUAAGCAAAGACACAGGAAGUUACAUCUGUUGUUGGAUGAGAGCGAGUAAAUGUUUCCAUAAAUUACUGAGUUCAUUCAGUACAAACAAUCCUAAUCAUUGUUGUGUGUGCGUCGGUAUCCUACAGUUUCAUAUGUAUACAAAGUGUCUUAAAGUGCGGUGAGGCUGUGAAUCAUGGGAAACCCGUAGUUAUCAGGUCAAGAUGCUGAUUACCACAUGAAUGGGGUCUUAUCAGUGUUGCUCCUGGGUGCACCAGAUGGGUGGAAGGGCAUCCCCCAGGCACCGCAGCCAGAGACAGAUCCCCAGUAACAUCCAGGCGCAGUCCCAGAUGGGUCUCUCUGUCAAUAUAUAAACACUUCCACACACCCACCCACACACACACACACACACAAGCAUAAGCACACACAGAGCUAAGAGGGUCUGCUAGACUGUGUGCACAUGAAGGAGGAAAAUAAUUUGUUACCCAUUAGCAUGAAAAUUGGAUGUAUCUGCUUGAAUACUUUCAAAUACACACCCACACAAACACAUCUACCAUUCAGUGGACGUGUUCAGUGACUAUAGAGGAAUUGCAUCAGGGUCAGCGUGCAGUGGGGUUUGGUAGUUGUACAUAUUUGGUAUGUUACGUGUGUUUUCAUUUCGUUCUGGCAAGAAGCAUGUCACAUUAACUGAGCUGAGAAAUAAAGGAAUCAAUUCUCCAGAGGGUUUCAGGGACAGAUCUGGACCUGGCAGAGUUUUUGUUAGUGGCAGUAAACACCAUCACUAUUUUCCUCAAGCCUCAGCGUCAUUAAGCAUCAGUAAAAAAAAAAGAAAGAAAGUAGGCAACGCAUUCAACUACUAAACAUGUUCACUUGUGUUUUACAUGUGCAAAUACAUGAACUAAAUACUAGAGCUUUGUGAUUAUGCAGAUUUUACAUUGUUCAUAACAAACGUACUCUGAAAACGUACACUUUUAACAUCAUUUGAAUAAAAUACAGAAUUACAAUAUUAAUGAAACUGAAAAAAACAAGUCAAUUUUAUAAAGGAAGCAAAUUUCAGUUUGUGAUUUUUUUUGUAUGGUUGGUCCAUCGUUUAUGGAGAUGAAGUCAAAGUAGAAUUCAUCAUAAUUUCUUGUUUUUGUCUCAGUAGUUGUGUUGUUUGGUGUAAAUGUUGGUGCUGACAGACAGUUCAUUAACUAAGUUUGCUUUGCUCUGAAUUAGAGAUGCACCGAUCCAUAUUUUCUGAUCAAUCCGAUACCGAUAUCUGGGCUGAGCAUAUCUGCAGAUAUCAGAUACCGAUCCAAUACUACUGUUGAAUGAAUUAACUGUAUACCUUGCCCAGUGAGUGACGGCAUCAGGCUUGAUAUUAGCCUUGUAAAAAAAAGUAACAAAUUAACAUAAAUAUAAAUUUUGCACAUUAGCACACAGCAAAAAGAAUUAGACUUACAUGAAUUAAAAGAAAAAAUAAGUAACCCUUAGAAGUCCCAACUAUAUUUCGCUAUUUUUGGUCUGCCUGUUUUUUUGUUUGUUCGUUUGUUUUUUGUAAAAAUCUAUGUAGCCACUCUAUCCUUUCAAGCACAGCAAAUAUAAACACAUCUUUUUUUUAGGACAACCUCAGCUGUCAGUUUAUGGGUGCAAAAAUUAUGUAAAACAAAUGUGACAGUAGAUUCAGAAUGAUCAAAGUCAUCCAAAAAUCAAAAACAGAAAUUUAUACCAACAGUACUUUGCUAAAAUAAACAUAAAUCUACACUGACCAAGCCUUUUCUCACCUGCACAUCAUUCUGUUAAGUCUUGGCCAUCAGGAGUAGAAAUAUUGGGAUUGGAACAAACACACAACAGAAACUAUUUACAUAUUUACUCUAAUUCUUCCAGGCGUUUCUUGCUAUUUACAGUUGUUUAUGCCACUUCUUGAGGCAGUUUCUGUCUGGGGUGAGACAGAGGGCCACGUCAUACUUCUCAUAAUCACUUCUUAGCUUGUUUCCAAGCGUUAAGGACCAUUAUUUCUUAUUUUGCAGACAAGCAGGGAACUUUCUUGUCUCUUGCUGAUCUUUGGUUGCCUCUUAUUGGACACUACUGUCAAGGGAACAAUAGAAGAAGAAUUUGAGACCGUGUAAUUGGUUUAAAAGUUUGACAGAAAAAGACGUCAUUAAAACAGCUUGUCAAACCCUGAAGACAUUAGCGGCAUUUAGCGAUAGCAAUCUUUUUUUUUUAUCACAACAACCUAAUAAUUAAUCAUGUUUUCACCGGUAUAUCACUGCGGAUUUAUCAUCAAACGUCUUUGAUCAAACACCUAUUUCUCAUGGCUGGAUUGGAAACCAUGUAGGAGGUGUAGAAAUGCCUGGAAACCCACAAUAGAUCCCCAAAAGGGUUAGCUUUUGAACACUUUUCGUCCCAUAGAGAUACACGGCAUAGUUCCUGAGAAACUGUAAACAAUAUUAAUGGUGUCAUGUAGGAUCGCAGAGUUUUAAGUGUAAAAAGAAAAAAAGACUGGAUCGGAACGCUGGAUCGGCAUCAUUCAUCCGAUAUCCAAUCCAGUUAAUUUGUCAAUAUCAGCGCUGAUAUCCUAUCCAAAUUUGGAUCAGUGCAUCUCCUCUCUGAAUGGUGUGCAUUAUAUUAAGUGGAUAGGCCAAGUGAAGACAUAAUGGACAUGUAUAGAGCGGGGGUUGUGGCAGGGAGUUGAACCAGUGCCUGCUCCAAUGAGGCAUACAUGGUACACCAGGUGUUUGCUCCUGUAACUAUAGAAUGUAGAAAGAGAAGACUUUGUGUGUCCUUGUCCAUGUGCUGCAUGCAUGCUGCAUUACUGUGUUUUUAUUUGUGCAUGCAGCUCCCCUGCUGUAUUUCUGAAAGCAAGUAGAUAUUUUAAGUUUAGUCUAAGCAGCAGUUUUCUCGCUCCCUGCUGUUGAAGUGCUAUUCCAUGAAAAUGUGUUUUUCUGUUAAUAGGAGGUGCGUGGCCGUCUGAAUAAUGCAUCAUUCAUGCUACCUUGUUAAAGCAGCGUUCAAGACCAGGCGGUCCAGAAUGGCACCGCAACGCUGUGGCCUGUACACUUUAAAAUAUACAUGAGAAAUGAAGUGGCUUUCUUUGUGAUUAACAUUAAACACAGCAGCGGAAAGCUCCUGCAGAUGUCAGUGAAGUAAGAUGUUUGGGUCAUUCAGGUAUUCAGAGAGAUCUGCAUAGCAAGCAGUUUUAACCGCAAGAUCUCAUUGGACAGGCUGGAGUCGGCGGCAAGCAGCAUUUUUAGAUUUUGCAUGCCAACUCGUGGUGGCUAAAGAAAAUGCACACGCUUAGUCUAACGCAAUAUGAUGAGGUGCAACACUCUCAGGCUUUGGUUUGGAGCAACAUCUGGUGCUUCAGUACAGAAAAGUACAGUGGCCCUGAAGUGCAAAACAACACAAUACAACAUCAUUUUGCAAAACACGACGACAUUUCACAAAACACAACAACAUUUUGAAAACACAAAAACAUUUCCUAAAACACAACAACAUUUUGCAAAACACGACGACAUUUCAGAGAACACAACAUUUCACAAAACACAACAACAUUUAGAAAACACAGCAACAUUUCAGAGAACACAAAAUCAUCUUGAAACCUUAAAAACAUUUUGCAAAACACAAAAACAUUUUUGGAAAACACAAAAACAUUUCACAAAACACAAAAACAUUUCAGAAAACACACAAAUAUUUCCCAAAACACAACAGCUCUCAAAACACAAAAAAAAUUCAAGAACACAUUUUGUGAAACAUUUUACAAUACACAUUUUACUGCUCAGUCAGAUAGCUCAAUGCUUAAGUGUGAGUCUUUUCAAAACGUUUUUUGUUUUGCAAAAUGUUUUCGUGUUUUUGAAAUGUUUUCGUGAUUUCCAAAAUGUUUUCUGAAAUGUUGCAUUUUCUAAAUGUUGUUGUUUUGCAAAAUGCUGUUUUCAAAGUGGUGUGUUUUGCAAAAGGUUUUUUGUGUUUUUGAAAUGUUUUCAUGAUUUCCAAAAACUUUUCUUGUUUUCUGAAAUGUUGUUGCGUUUUCUAAAUGUUGUUGUGUUUUGAGAAAUUUUUUUUGUGUUUCUGAAAUGUUGUUGUGUUUUGUAAAAUGUUGUCGUGUUUUUUGCCAGAUGUUGUUGUGUUUUGCACUUCAGGGCCACCGUAGGAAACAGUGUUUGAAAAGAAAAAAAUCAGAGCUUCUCUUAUUCACGUUUGUGUUUCUGUUGUAGGGAAAUAAAGAAGCAUGAGGGCAUCAUUCUGAAUUAUUGAUCAGGCUGACCCUAGUGCAUUUUGUUGUUUAUGUGAAUAUGUUAAUGAAAUAUCAGGAGUCUAUACCCUGAAAAGACACUUUCCAUAAAAUAAGAACAUGCCAGUCAAUAAUAAGGGUGUUAAAAUAUGCAUAAACUCCAGCUAAGUUUGGAUUAUGUCAUUUAAACACAGCCAGGUUCAAAAAGGAGCAGGUGAGGGACAUUUAGUACCCAUGAGUUUAUUAAAGUGAAAUAACUUUAGAGCUGGAUAGGCCUGCUGUCUAAAUGAGAAGAAAUGACAACUCUUAUAUAAGGACAGCAUAUUGUGAUUUGAAAGAGAGAAUAAGUCGAAGGAUAAUUGCCUCUCUUUGCUCUUGGUGUCUUCUGAUGAAGCUGAGCUCCCUUGAAAUGGCAAUUUCUUCCCCGCUUUCACUAUGAGUGCUGCUAUAUCUUAUGGAUUUCCUCUGUUCCAGUCUCAGUUUUAAAUGAAGUUUCUCUCACAGUACGUUCAGUAUCUCACAUUGUACUCACUUCUUUUACUUUUGAAAACAGACCACAUUUGCAGCUGAUAGAUAUUUGCUGCUGGAGUGUAAAUGCUGAACUGAAUCUAAGCUUAGUGAAUCUAAUAAGGAUAUUCAAUCGUCUGCUAUAGGAUUAAGGUACUUUCUUCUGAUAACCUCAUGCAUUUAUACAUUUCCCACUUAUUACCCAGCUAAUACACAUAUUUACACUAAGUAUUGAUCAAAUUGAGAGUAAAGAUAAAAAAAUGUCAUCCACUUUGUCUAUUGAUGCUAUUGGAUGCUACAAGAAAAGGUCAAAUCACAGAAUAACCGCACACUUAUUGUUGCAGGUUGAUCUGAUAUGUGUGAUGUAGUUUCACUCUGAUUUUGGACCAAUACAGACAUCCUAACAACAUAAGUAAGUGUCAGGCUCAGAGGAAGGACUCAGGUCCUAUACGUACCCGGUUAUUCUUAAAAACAGGGACAUUAACCAUCGUUAACCAUCGACAGCUGGCCACAUCCUUAAGUCUCAUGAUUUUCAGUUCAGGAGUCAAUGUCCAUAUCUACUGUAUUUACAACACUGCAUUAUUUUCGGGUUUUGAAAAAAAGCACAUGUUGUUCAGGGGUCUGCUUUUUUUGAUUGCAGUUUUCUGAAGCUAGGAUCUUAAAAACUGUAACUCUUGAACGCACAAAACAAAACAAGUUGAAGGAGUAGACUCUCAAUUUAUUUAAAGUUGACUAAGUCAAAUCGAAGCCUAUGCUGCUAACAUACAAUAUGUAUUUUUCUGUGAAUUGGUCAGACUCUGACUAAACAAAUGCACGCUCGUUUUAUUGCCUUUACCCCUGUUUGAGAUAACAAAAGCAGCUAUUGUUGCUUGUUGCUGGGGGGACACUCGCACACAUUGUAACCCUCGCAGUUUUGCCAGGAGGAAUUUUGAGGGCCAAGCACUCCAGUCAUUAUGAUAAUGAUGGAGCCCUGCCAUCGAUGUGGGCUACAUCAUUGUGAAGCUAAGCUCUAAAUAAUCUAGAUGGGGGUAUUUAGCCAUUUGGAAUGCUUGCAGAUAGACAGAUUUGCAGUAGCUAAAUAUAGGCUAGUUUAAGGAUUUGAAUGCUAAUGAGGAUACUAGAGGAGUGUUUUUUUUAACCCCUCAGACAGCAAAAUGAUAAUGAAAUUCCUCUAACCAGUAGUAGAACACCAGAGAGGUUCUUGUUGCAGGGCGAAUGCCAUUAAAGCUGUAUGAACAUGACCCUCUUCGUCUGAAAGAAGAGGAAGAGACAGACGCCUGACUGUUUGUUGACACACAAGUUGUUCAGCUUUAUCAGGAAUUUCAGUGUGAACAAUCAAUUACUGCUUCACUCCUCCUCUCUCUGACUUAUCCUCCUGUUUCUGUCUCUUUUUAGUUGGUGCUUCCAGAGUACUCCAUCCAUGGGCUCUUUUGCAUCAUGUUCCUUUGUGCCCAAGAGUGGCUGACUGUGGGUCUCAACAUCCCCCUGCUUUUCUACAACACAUGGAGGUAACUAAUUAAUCGAGCGUGUGUGUGUAUGUGUAUGUGUGUGUGUGUGUGAGUGUACUUGUGUGUGUCCUGGCUUCCAAAGAUUAUACAGUAAGGAAUAUCUUCAAAAUCAACGCGAUCUAUGCUAAACAGGUACAGAAAACAAAACAAAGACGACCUCUCUCCUCUCCAAAUGAAUUCAUGAGUUUGUGGCCUGCCAGACUGUAAACAAUCUGAAGCUCAUGAAAAAGGAGCUCUUGGCUCCGAUAUCCUGAAUUCAUUAUCAUAUAAUCACUAUUUUCAUCCAAAGCCCUCAAAAAACUGGCAAUCUGCCCAAAGGCUUUAUUGUCCUGAUGACUGAUGGGUCCUAGCAUCAGUUUUCAGCUAACCUUUCUCUCCAUCCAGAUGUUCUGCUCUUAAGGGGGUGGGAGGGUUGCCUGUUUUUUGGCUUCAUUUCAUCCUUCUGAUAGCUUUUUCCUAGAUUUACAGAAGUUACAGCUUAGUUUUUUAACUCAGUGUGUAGACCAUAGACUGUAUAUAGAAUGGACAAUGUGACUCCGCCUCCUGUCACUGUAAAAAUUUAAAGCCGAAAUUUUCUCAGUGUUUCCCAGAUUUGCUCCAUUUUCUGAGACCGGCAUUUUGAAGUAAUGUUCAGCGGGAGAAUGGCUAUGAUCACGCUCUGGUCAAAUAGUGUACCCCCCCGGAUUUCCUAUGCAACCUUCCAAUGCCCAUAGGCCACUUUAUUCGAAAAUGGUGGUGAAAGACAAUCCAACUUACUGUCUCUUCCCAAAGAUGAAGACACAUGAAAACAGUGGCAAGUUUGCUUUUUUUACUGGAUAGAACAGCAAUACUGUUACUGUUCACGCUCCCAACUUCAGCCAAGACUCCUCUGUAAACAGAGGCCAAUAUAGAUUUGCAUUUGAACUGUUACUGUAACUUUGGCCUGUUUCACCUACGAAGACGAUCCAUAAAGGCUCCAAACCACAACAAGUAGGUAAAGAUAUAACUGCAGCUCAUGUAGCUAAAGGGCUUUUAAGCCAAAGUGCGAAAAUGGCGAAGCUAAUGCUGUGUUCCAAGUCUGUAUUUCCGAGCUCUGAGUGGGAAAUUCAUCUGAAAUGCCCCCCUGAAGUCGGAUUUCUGACUCGGAAAGUCAGACAGUCCUCACCAACCCCAACUUGACAACAACGUCAUAUUCCAAAAUGGCAGUGCAGUGCAUCAACAGUAUAGAGUAACAGCAAAAGCUCUCGUAAUGUAUUAUUUAUUAGCACCUCUGUUUUGUUUUUGUGAAAUUAAAUAAGUGGUUUAUGUUGUACUGCCCAACGUCUAACUGUGAACACAGUGCUAUGGUGUUUGUACAGUAAAAUACUGUGUUAUGCAUUGUUUACAACUGGUAUAGCUAACAACAACUAACAACAAUUGACAACGGCCAACAAUGGCUGACAAUUGUAAACAACAGCUAACAACGCCUAACAGUAGGCGUCCAUCUUGGUUUUCCGACUUGUUUAUUGGAAGGCCGUCAACUUGGGUGAAGCAUCAUUCCCGGCUCCAACAUCUGACUUCAGAGGUAACUGGAACGUAGCAUUAGUAGCUGCUAAUGGCUAGCCACAUAACUUUCAGGUUGUUUUAUAACAACAAAGCUGUGUAAAAAGUAACACCCACAUUUGUGUAUCUCUUAAAAUGAGUGUAAAAGCAGCCAAAACUUCCCAUUUCAGGGAGAGACACUAAAAUAGCGAUUUACCUCCAGUACAAGAUAAAGAAGGAAUUUUCUGGGUUGCAAUCAAAGCAAUGCUAUGAAGAAGAAGAAAUUAGUAAAAUAGGUCUCCUUUAGAGCGAACCAAAUUCAAAAAAUUAAAAAAAAAAAAAAAAAAAAAAAAAUAUUUUUCUUUUCAAAUUAAAGUCAAUAUCAAAAGCAAAUUUAGAAAAGUACUACUGAUAAAUAACCAGAAAAUGGAUUAGGAAUGGUUGCCCAGCACUGGGUUCACUUUACAGUGUCAAACUUCAGUAUUGACAUACAGUAUAAGCUAAAUGCACAGUAGAUACCAAUCUUCAGCCCCUGAGAGUCAGUGUCUGAAAAAUGGGUCACCAGUCAGUAAUCUCUCGAUUUCUUUUGCCUCUCCAUCUUUGUCUGCUUUUCUCUUUGUCGCUGCUCCCACCACCAGUGUGGGUUUGAUGUAGACUGCUGAGAAGAGAGGAGAGGAGAGGAGAGGAGAAGAGAGAGGAAAGGAGAAAGAGAGUGAAAAAACAUCUUGCUGUCUUAUUAAUUGGAGAAUGUGCCAGAUGCCCAACAGCUACAGAUGCUGCCUUCUGCACAGCUGAAAGAUGAGAAGACAAGGAGAGAAGAAGACAGAGAUGGAGGAGGCUGAAAAAUGAAAGAGGAAGUCACAGGAGGCAGGACUGUGAGGCGAGAGAGAAAGGCAGUGAGUGAUAGGAGAGAUAUCUAAUAUUGACAAGGUGAAUCAGAAGAAAGUGAGAGAGAGAGAGAGAGAGGGGGACACUGACACUGAGCUAUUAAAGCAUAGACUUCACAUAUUCCUAAGAUGUCUUCACAUCAGCAAAUAAGGACAGAUGUAUGUGCCUACCUGUGUGAAUCCAUGCUAGCCUUUGUAUUCCCAUGUCCAUGCGAUGCUUUGUAGAGUGUACAGGUGCGUUUUUAGGGUCUGUUCCCAGGUCAGAUUCUUAGCAGACACACUGAGAGACGUCUCACGGAUAGGAAGAACAGUGAGGUAAAGGUUAAAAAAGGCUUAGCUCUGGAGAGUUGCCCUCACUUAUCUUUACAUGAUAUUGUCCUUUGUGUCCAUGCAGAUACUCAAAUUUUAAGAUAGCUUUGAAGUUGUUGAACCUGUUGAAGGUGAAUUGAGUGACAGAUGCAACUUUUAUCUUACCUCUCCAAUAAUGGCAAUGCAGGAAAUUUAGUCGCUAUUAGUUCGAAAUAAAAAGUGGAUAUGUUAUUAAAAAAGUACGCUGAAAUGCAACAUGCCAUCUGUUCAUCUGUGCACCAAAACUUUAGAAGCUAGCUUGGACAGUGUUGUUUGGCAUACUACUGAUCACCCCCAAAAUGUUAAACUAAACUACUUGCAAGGACAAUGGCAUUUAUGUAGUGACUAAUUUAUACAUUGUUUAUAUACAUGGGUAUUUAGCUUUUAAAGACACUAAUAAUGACUAAUUAGGUAAUGGCAGAGCUGCCAAGCAUCACGAUUUGAGUGUGACAGUCACGCAAUUUGACCCAUUCUCACACCACACGCCACACUUGACAUUUCUCACGCUUAUAUUUCUCCAAAUACUCUGUAUUUCUUUCUUUCAUGAUAAUAAACUUGGCUUGCUGUAGUUCAAGUAACUCUGAUUGACUGACUGAGAUAACCAAUCCUAGACCAAUCCAACAUUGCAACAUUGACAAAUAAAUGUAUUUUGUGAAAAUUCUUGUUAAAAUUUUCAUUUCAAAUAACUGGUUAAUUAAGACGAGCAUUAGGAGGCCACAGUGCAGGGAGAGCAGCUGGCAUGGAGGUGAGGACAUCAGUCUUCAGGUAUAAAUAGAUGUUUAAAAAAAGGCCACACCAUUAGAGUGACAAAGUCUCACUCGUGUCAUUUUCUGGAACUUGGCAGCCCUGUAAUGGUACUGAAUGGCUGAAAGGGGUUGUUCUAAAAAACGUAACACAUGGAUUUCAUAGCAAUGUUGCACUUUGUUUGCACCCAUAUAAGUGCCUGUAACUAGCACACACUCAGCGCUGAAUAGUACUUGGAGGAUUCACAGUAAAGUCAGAACUUUUUGAGAAAUAAGUCACAAAUUAAUGAAAAAAAGUGACCAUUUUAGGAUUUGAUUCACCUUAAUGCAAUGCAUUGCAUACAUACAUGCAUGCAUGAAUACAUACAUACAUGUACGUAUGAAGUGAAGAACCUCAGUUAGUGAGAAGACCCAAAAACAAAGACCUGGAUGAUGUUUCAUUCAUUAUUGAAAAUCAGUGUUGGCCAGAAUAAAACUGAUCACAUUAGGUUAGUGUGAGAGUGAAGAGCGGUCCUGUUAUUCUGUUUUUUUUAAAACCCUUUGGCUGCCAGUUGAUCUGUGUGUUACAGAAGAGUAUUAGGGCAAGUUAUUUUUUUUAAUAUUAAAUUGAAACUUUUUCUCUCAAAAAUGCAUCUUAUUCUCAACAUUUAGACUUUGUCCUUAAACUACCUUAUUGAGACUGAUUUCAUUCUCAUCUCCUGCCCUAAUACUCUUCUGUUGUGUGUAUGUUUUAAAUGUGUCCUCUGUUAGAUUCACAUCUAUAAUGCUAAUGACUUAAAGCAGUGCGUUUUAUAUUUCUACCAUGUGACUGAUUUUGUUUUUUCUAUUAUCUUAAUAUUGUUGAUGAUAUUUGAGAGGGCAAGCGGAUGGCGUAUUUGUGGAUUUGAAACUUUAACCUGUUUACCUCAUCAGUCAUUUUGCAUGUAUCUUUUCUGGAAAUACAUGAGGAAUUAAUUCAGCAACUCAUUCAACACCUUCUGUGACAUUAAUCAUACAUCAAAAUGCAUUUUAACCAAAGUAACUGAGGUUUUCAUACAUGAAGUCAUCUAUUUACCAAGAGAACUGUGACUUGGUGAAUGUACAUUCAAACAAAUUAAAAACAAAAAGUCAUUUCAUAGCCAUGAACCAUCCACGAUCAUUAAUCCAGAAUGGCCAUCUGUCGAUUUGGUUCAUGACUGAACAGACCACAUGCAUAAUGAUGGAGGUUGAACCACGCUACCUGAGCUGGGUGUUGACUUUUUGAAUGUAUUUGUGUACUGAAUAUUAGAGAAGUACAAUAUUUGAUGCAAAUGGUCUGUUACACAAUUUCCAUUGUUACAAAAUCCUGUUCAUUUGUAUCAGCUCUGGGGUCCAUUUUAAGCAAAUUUUCCUCCACAGAGAGUAGUUGUGUAUCAUGCACACAAACUUCCUUCUUUCAGCAGUAGGCUAAGGAGGAGUUAGAUUUCCCUCUUUGUGUUCCCUCAUGGUGAUUUUCCUCAUUUAAAGUAUGACUAUUUUAUGUUUCAUAAUUCGAACAGCCCCUCUAAAACAACUCUCACAUGAGCGCAGAAUCUCCAGGAAACAUCUUACCAACCCCCAAACCCACUCUGCUCUUAAUUACUGCCAGGUUUUGCAUAUUGUUUACAGUGAUAAUUAAUUUCACUCAGCUUGAAACAUACUCUUUGUUUCUAUAAAUUCUGAUUAAGGUGCGAGCAUGGCAAUAUCAUGCAGAUUGUACUCAGAGGUGGAUUUCUCAGUCAGUCAGUGAUUUUAAUAUGGAAAUGAGAGAUAAUGUGUCAUGAAAAGUUAAUUGGGACUGGUUUUAGAUUCACAAAUGUACCCCAGGCCUGAUACUUCUAUGAGAGCAUAAAUGACCUGGGUGAAAAUAUAUUUGAAUAUCUAUUCAAAUAUUCUUUCAUAUCCGCAUUUUAUUCAAGUAUGAAACAUCUUUUAUCAUGAGAUGAGUCUAGCCAAUCAGGGCGUCCUCAGCAAAGCUCUUACCUACCCGUACUUUCAGUAAUACCUGCUAAUCUUUCAUGAUUAUUGCUUUUUAAAGAAUAUUUGAAAAAAACACAAAUAAACCCCUAUAUCUCCCUUAAAGAGUUUUUCACAGACAGCAUCUAAUUUCAGCAAGUGACUGGCAUUUUUGUGGGUCAAAAAGCAGAUCUUUCAAACAGACUCUAAGAGGCGCCUGAGGGAUUAUGAACUGUACCGGUUUUAGGGUCUCUUAUUGAGGAAAAAUGCAGCUAUGGAAAAACAGGAGGGGUAAAAGUCAGCAGCAAUUUCUUUUGAGGAGUUACAACACUGUAACUAUGAGAUUUUUUUCCUGUUUUUUUCAGGCUCAGUCGGUUGAUGCAAGCUCAUAGCUAUGCCUUUGAUGCCCUCCUAGAUAUGGUUUUAAAAUACCUGUCUGAGAUUACUGCUGCUUGGACAAACUCGAUAAUUGAAAUGAUAAGCCAGCUCUGAGAGUUCAGCUCUCAGUGUCUUCAUAAAUUGGUAACAGCUUUCCCAAGGUAAACUUAAGGGUGAAGGCAUAAUCAUUAUUUUACCCUGAUACUGAAAGUGACUUUUGUAACCUUUGCAAAUUUAGAGCUACAGCAGAUAUGGCUGCAGGGUUUAAAUGUAAUGACAUCUCCACUCAGACAAACCUCGUCUGUAGUAACCUCUGAUCAGGAGUGUAGAUGGGUCAAGGAAAGGAGAAGCUAUAGUGUUAUCCUGACCACAACUUUUUAAAACUCUUUUAGACAGAAAUAGUAGCCAUGUUUACGUGGGCAAAAUUUCUUAAGACAAUUAAAAAUUUGAGGGAUCGGAUUAUCUGAAUCCACUAUUUAUAUGGGUGCAAAAUCAAAUAAUCCGAUUAUGACGUGUGUAUACAUGCACCAAGUUUUAUUCAGAUUAGAAGCAUUUGGACAUGCACAGAGUUGUCUGAUUUCUCUAAAACAACCGCAGAAGAAGAGUUGUAUUUACACCUGUGCUGUCAACAAACCAACAAACGUGGUUGUUGCUCACUCCAUCCAAUUCAGGAGUUUUCUCCUUGUUAAAUGUUGUCACUAGAUGGCGCCCUUGCGUACUCAUUUUACUGUUCUGUCAAAGGUUGCAAUCUUUGUGCAGAUGUGACAUCAUUACGCUGUAUGUACGCCUUGUUAUGUUACCGGAGGAGCAGACACGGCACCUGUGUUUUAUGCCAGAGUGUCAAUAAUGAAACCUCCUGUACUGACCUCAAUAAAUAAGCCAAAGGCAAAAGAGUGAAGUCCGAGUCAGGUAAAAGAGUCAUCGGAAUAAUUGUUUUCAGGACGCGUUUUGGAAUAACGAUCGGCAACAACCACCCCUCUCAAUCGGAAUACAAUUUCUUUCCGAUUGAGCCGCAUUGGAUCAGAAUCUUCUGAUUGACGUUUACACGACGCAUUUAUUCCGAUUAUUUGUGCCCAUGUAGACGCAGCUAAUGCUGUAAAGGUCAGAUGUGCUUUUUAACCUAAACAGAAUGCCGGCCAGUUGACCAUUAGAGUUAUCUGUGUUUUUAUUGGUCAAUGUUAUCAACAGAAAAGACUCAUGGAUCCAUUUGAGUAAAACUAAACAUUCAGUUUCUACAUCAUGUAAGGAAACUCUCACAAAUAACAUUUUCAACAAUGAAUCCAUGUUGUCUUUCUGCUGAAACUGUGCAUUGAUUGAUAUUGUUCAGUCUUUGUUCAGUAUCUACCUGGUAGGGUUGACAGAUAUAAGAAUUUUCUUUUCAGGCUUUAGCAAACAUUUAACACAAACAUGUUCAAACUAUUUCACCCACGUCUGCUGCAUGAUACUGUCCACCCUAACUCAUCAUGCCAUCUUUUUCCAUACCUCCCCCCAUUCCCAUCCAUGGUCUCCCCCAUCUACCUCUUCCAUCCCUCCGCGCCUCCUCCCUCUCGGGGUCUGGAACGGGUCAACUACCCGCGAUGUGGUUUUGCCCUCUGUGGUAGGUACUUUCACUCCCCAACGGACACUAAAGAGCUGCUGUACGACCCGGCGUCGGUGAUGAACGGUGACACACUCAAGUUCUGCCUGAAGGAGGCCUGGUGCAAGCUGUCCUUCUUUGUCCUCUCCUUCUUCUACUAUCUCUACUGGUGAGCACAAUGUGACAGGCAGUGUGGGGAGAUAAUUGGAUUACAUGUAAAAAGAUUACAUUAAUCUGAUUACAGCUGCCAGAGUAAAAAAAAAAAAUUGAAACAGAACUUAAGCUUCUUUUAAAAGAAAAACAACUAUGAGUUCAAGCAAUUUAGGAAAGGAAAUUGAGAAAACACACACUCACUUCAUACGUUUGAGUCAAACCAUAAUUCCAUCUCAUGGUUUAACUAUCUGGUUUGAUUUCGCAGAUCUGGCGAAGCAAUGUGAGUGCAAAUCACUGAAUAAAGUAACCAUUUCUCUGGCUAUCACAUGCAAACUCCUCCACAUAGUGUAGAUAUAUGUCAGGCGUACUAGGUUUACUAUUAGCACUAAUGCAUGUGAUGUUAAGAGAACUUGAUUCUUUACUUCAUUGACAAGCACGAGUUGGACAGCUGAAGGUUAAACUCAUAAACUUUGAGGUUUUAAACGUUUUUUUUUAUUGAACUUUGCUUAAUUAUUUCCUAUAUUUGAUGCUGUUAAAUGAUAAUACUGUCAUCAAUGCUCCUCUCCAUGUCUAAUAAUGCUGUUAUUAAUCACUCUGGAUUCCUGUUUCAUGUGGGUGCUGCAGUGUGUGGAACCUGGAUAUAUCCCUCUAAUAGGUCUUUUCAAUGGAAACACUUAAAGGUACAAUCCUUAUAUUUUUUGACAUGUUCUGCUAUGUAAAGGAAUUGUGACAGAAAGUUUUAUUCUUAUAAAUAAAUUGAACACCAACAGUUUUCCAUAUGGCCGGCACAGAUUUUGAUAAAUCCUCUUGAUCUCAGUUUGUAUAUGAGGCAUAUUUGCUUCAAACGUGCGAUGAAAGACUGUUGGUUAAAAUAAGCGUUCAGUUUCUGUGAAGCCAUGUCACUCACAUCUUUUAGGUUCAAGAACUCUUUGUGACAUGUGAAGCAAAUUUCCCAAGACAAAUUAAACCACAGCUAAAAAAAAGGAUUGCAACUUUAACAUGGAGUUGGUCUUGUAUGUGUGUGAUAAUGCUGUGAUAUAACAUUUAACAUGUGCUUGAAGACCCAUCUUUGAGGGGAAAUGAUGUUUGUGUUGUGUCUCUUUCAGGGCAGUAGAUACUCUGUUAAAAUGUUAAUCACAGCAAUACCACACAGGUAGAAAAACAACAUCAUGAACAAUAUGUUGUUCUCUGCUUCGACACAGUUUAUAAUUGCUCCGUCUUUGAAGAAGUCCUCUGAAGAGAUGAGGUGAUGUUUUUGUUAUUUCUUAUUCUGUCAAAUAUUUGGAAGAUUUAGUUUAGGACACUUUAGGACAUCUUCUAAUGAUGAACAGUAGAGACUUUCUGUAAUUUAUUUUGUAUUAACAGCAGUUAUAAUACCCUCUGGUAUUGUGAAAAGAGAGACAAAGUGAAAACAGUGUGAAGUGUGCUCCCUCCUGGCAUGGUAGAGUGGUUGAAACUAAGAAGAGGAGAAGAGCAAGAUGAUUUUUACUCUCUUACUUAUUCCAUUCAUUUCAUACCAAUGCCAACAUCAGUCAGUGGACAAACUUAAGUUCCUUUAGUUCUGUUGGUCAGUGGUGUAGCCAGAGGGUGGCCAGGGGUGGGCAUAGCCAACCGUUAAAUCUGAUUGGCCGCCCCAAUCAAUUAGGUAUUUGCCUUAUCAGGGUGGUGAUUAUAGUGAAAUCAUUGCAUUGCUGUGUGUGGUUUCUUUGCAUUUCAGUGUGAACAUUAUCUUUUGUUGAGGCCAGAUGUUGACUUCAGACAGACAACUCCUUUAAGUUUUUAAAAUACUGACCCUGCAAAUAAUGUGACUUAAGUAAAAUAAAAGACUGUUAUAUUUAGAAGGCUAUUAAACAAGUUGAGGAUUUUAUAGUUCAUCCACUAUAAAAAACUUGUAAAUUUACAAAAGAUUGCUUUUGUAUUUGUUGUUUUAUAAGUCUUUUUGGUAAUACAUUAUUUGAGGCCUAUCUCUAUAACGCAUUAUAAAUAUAUGUAUGAUGCGUUAUAAUGCUGUUAUAGUACCAUAUAACUGUAGAUAUAAACACUCAUAAAUGAUCAUAAUGAAUUAGAGCAAUAAUCAUAACACAUUAUAAAGCAUUUUAUCAUGACAUACAAGGUCAGGUAUUAUAAUGUGUUAUAAACUCACUUCAUCUCACUUUUACAAGUUAAUGAUGACAUUUUAAUUUAAGCAUAAAAAUUCAUAUUUAAAAAAAUAUAAAGCUAUUAUACUUUUAAGUACUUUUCACCACUUUUAUAACAGCCUUUAAGAUAUGCCUCUCCCUAUAAAUGGUGUUUUUGGCCAUGUUUUGAACAAUGGAUAUGUCUGAGGAUGUAAACUUGAGGAUUCAUCUUAAACUUAUCUCAUCUUGCUUCUCCAUUUCACUCCAUCCUGUCCUGUUCUGGCUCAUGCUGGAUUAAUCUGCUGUUUUAGAGACCGCCAUCAGCAGCUGCAGCAGCGUUGUCCAGGUACUUUUCUGCAGAGGGCGAUGGUCAGUUCACCUCCUCUUUCACCAGACUCUUGUUAUUGUCACAGAUGAUGUCAUUUAAUAAUGACAAUUUAAUUUUCUAUACAAACUGUUAGCCCCAAUUUCCACCGCAUCUGGAACGGCUACAAAAAGGCCGUAUCUGCCGAUCGCAGCUGAUUGUAACCAUUCAAGUUACCUUGUUUUUCGCACUGUAAGGCGCACCUGAUCUUUCUACCACCGCACCAGGGCACAGCCUGCUGCGGAAACACAGUUACGGUCAGGGUUUACCAUAGCAAACUGGUCCAAACCAAACCAGGCUGCUCGGUGGAAUCGCACCAUUAAAGGUCAUGUUGCCUUUCAAAUAUAAUAUAUAAAUAUAUAAGAUCUUGGUUUUACAAGUAGCAGCAAUUGCAUCAGUCUCAGGUUGAACCGGACAGUUCAGUUUUUCAUCGCCUGCUCAGAUGGAUUCCUUCAGUUUUGGACACAAAGCUAAUAGGAAAAGGCUUUUAUUGUGGAAAUUGUAUUAGCUGGUGAACUGGUGGAACUGGAAGUGAACUGGUCUGAAACCCGCCUCUUGAGGCUAGUUGCUAUUUCCUUGCCUUGUGACACUGAACUCUCACUCCACUGUGGCUGAAACCAAACACACCCCGACACCACAUGACUGCACCUGCGACCCAAAGAUCUUUCACACGCUCGCAAGAAUCUGAGUUCACACACACACACAAACACACACAGGCACAGACCUCCUUGUGUGCCCUGAAUUAAAACCGCGCAUGCCUCUUUCAGACACACACACAGUCUAAUAUGAGCUCUCACCUCCACGCCACAGUGAAAGGUGAUUUGAAAUCCUGUUGGGUUGCUCAGUGGAGUUUAUCCGGCGCAGAUGAUCAGCUGGAAUUACUCUAUAACUCUUGAUCUUGUCCACCUGGGCACAGCUGAAGGACAGAAGCACAGGCUCUGAGGGCACUGAGCAGAUCUGCUCUGAUGAAAAUCACCAAAUCCAUUUAUUUUCCUCUAAAUUAAAAAGAAGAGACCCUUUCAAACUUUGCUCAAAUUGUCGCAGUAAAACACCUGUCUUUGCUUUGAUUGUCCUGUGGCCCCAGGUGAGCUCUGUGCUGUCUCACCUCCCUCAGCUGUCGCUCCUCUGGCCCUGGAUGAUAAGGAUGCCAUGCCUGACAAAUGGAGUCUUCUUCAAAAUGUGAUCUCUGACCUUAACCCUUCCAACCUCUUGUGUUUUCUUCUUCCUUUUCUCCUCCUGAAGUUGUCCUGUCAUGUGAUGAUUUCCUGUAAUAUAGACGAGCAGGUGUCUUGUCCUUGUACUCCUUGGCAUGUUGUUUUAUGCUUUACACUCAUGAUCUACUCUUCUCCUUCUUUUUCAAGGCCAAACUAAAAAAUCUGGCCUCAAUCAUAAACACGGAGGCCACACGAGUUUAACCUCGGCUCAUUACCUGCACAGAUGUUAGGAGCUAAUGGAGCAUGAAACAAGCAUCUGUCAAGAGCGCUGGAUAUGCAGUAUUUUUCGAUGCAGGAAAUGGCCUUAUUAUAAAUCAUGAUAAACAUUAAACCCCCAAUUGAAGAGAAGUAGAAUUCAGCAAUAAAAACGUGAUUAGCGUUCUCUAACCGCACUAUUACCACAUUAGACGUGCAACCUUUUAUGUUAUACUUGCAGGGUUUUGCAUUACAGCCGCUUUCCAUGCACUGAUAUGAAAUCAGAAAACACGUUGCAGUGAUCAGUAAAGCGAGUAAAUCUGCUUAUUCAUUUUCAUUGCCUCUAUCACGAUGUUCAAGGAAGUGUGAGUGUCUGCCAAUGGACUAGAUGAGAGAAGACAUAUAUGCUUCUGUUGUCAUUUUUAGGUUGGAAAGAAAUAGAGCGUGAUUUGGCAGCUAAAAAAUAACAUUACAGAAAGACAACAAGCUAGCAAACUCAAGUCAGCCUUUUCAUGAUGUCCAUGUUCUUAAUCUGAUGGCUAAUUAAAAGAACAAACACCGCCAGCAGCGGAGGAUUAUAAUCAGCUCGAGCUGAUUAGCAUUAACAGAACAAAACUUACAAAAAACAGACUGAAAAUUAAAGCUCCUGUGAGGAGUUUUUAGCUGCUUAUGAAAUUAAUCCUGAUGCUUCUGUUUGACCUAUAAAAGCAAAACAAACCAUCAGGUACAUGAUUAUUUAUUUUUGAGGAGUUAUUUUUAAUCCUAAUGCCAAAGAGUAGGUGUCAAACAAGGCGAUGGAAAGCCCUCUGCUGAAUCUUUCUACAUCUAUAUCAUUUUCUUGGCAAAGAUAAACAUGUUUAAUUUUUUGUCAGCAAAGAGAGAACACUUUAUUUGACGCCUAUGUCUAUAACGCAUUAUAGAUAUAUGUAUAUUGCGUUAUGAUCACGUUAUAGCACUGUAUAGAUAAAAACACUUAUAAUUGAUCAUAAUGCUUUGUAGCAAUAAUCAUAACACAUUAUAAAGCGUUUUAUCAUGACUUACAAGGUCAGGUAUUAUAAUGUGUUAUAACUGUGAACAACUCACUGACAAUGCCCACAUAGAUAAUGCAAUACAACUAUUGUUAACACAUUAUAAUACCUGACCUUGUAAGUCAUAAUAAAAUGCUUUAUAAUGUGAUAUGAUUCUUGCUAUAAAGCAUUAUGAUCAUUUAUGAGUGCUUAUAACAAUAGUUAAACAGUGCUAUAACGUGAUUAUAAUGCAUUAUACAUAUAUUUGUAAUGCGUUAUAAAGAUAGCCGUCAAAUAAAGUGUUAAAAAAAAUUCUUGAUUCACAGGGACACAAAAUUCACAACAACCCAAUAGUUCCUCAAGGGCGCUUCACACAAUAGUGUGUGUUUGGUAACCAGAGUGUUUUAUUUUAUAUUUUUCUACCUCCCUAUCAAAACAAGCUGAGUAAGUAUAAUCAUUAGUCAAUCUUAAAUUAGUUAUAUUCCAGUUAAUCACAUUUAUUAUUUCAGAUCAGGACCUCCACAAUUAAAUCUAGCACUUAGAUAAUCACUACUUUAAACCUAGACUAAAAACAAUUGGACAAUAAAGAUGGAGGGUCUUCUCUGACACAUUCAUCAUGACAUUGUUCUAGUUUUUUCUUCCCUGGUGAGCGACAGAAAUGAUUAUCAUGAGGCCUCAAAUCUACUUUAAGUUAAGAGCUACGUAUUACACUAAAUAUGUAUGGUAUCAGCCACUCGACUCCUCAAUAUUAGUAAGUGGCAAAGUGAACAACAGGGUAUGAUGGAGUAUUAAUAAGAAAUAAAAUCAUUACAUCCGAGAAUAAAGUUGUAAUUAAAUCAUUACUUUCGGGAACAAAGUCGAAAUAAAGUAAUAAAUAAAAUAAAAAAUAAAUAAAUUCUCAUGAAUUAACGACUUUAAUUCUGAAGUUUUUUUUUUUUCUUAAUGUGGCCCUAGUACUCCGUCAUACUUUCGGUACUGGUCUUAGCAAAUUAGUGAUGAAUUAAAUUAGUUAUAUUUUACACACGUAACACAGAGUAAAGGCGCAUUAAACUUUAUACAUUUUAUGUAUAACAUAUUUCUUCUAAUGUGUCAGUGUCCAUAGUUACAUAAUCCAGUUAUGCCUAAAGUUAAAGAAAAUUGUAUUAGUCUUUAAGUGAAUGUUUCACUUGUUGCACUGUGGCCCAGUGAGAGCGGCAAUAAUUGGAUUCUACCUGACUGACAUGCUGUUUCUGAGUCAUGAGACUUCAUAUUAAAAGCUUGUCAUCAGCACUCUCUUCUGUUUAUGGGGUAUGAUCGUAGCACCACAUAUCCAUGAUGCAAUUCUGAUCUAAUGGUCUGAAGAACUGAGAGAGCAUUAAACCUGAUUAGACGUGUAUAAUCUAAAGGAAAUAAAGGUUAACUUUGUGUUUCUUUAGUCAUUUAAGAAUACGAAUGUGUUAAUCAGAGUUUUAAAAAUUUAUUUUGAAGAACUGAAUUGCAGAUUAAUAAAAAUGAGACAUUUGACAUAAGGUCAUAUGUAAACAUGCCUUCACUCUCAUAAAAUGAUAACAAGAUGAUGUGAUAAUCAUGGACCCCAACCAAAGUAAACAACAACGGCAUCAUAGAUUUCUACUGAUCCUUCCUCUUUGCUGCAGUAUCUCACAUAACAAGUCAUAUUUAAGCUUACAUAAUGUUUAGUUAAUGUCUCAUUAGGCUGUAAGAGUGAAGGCGCUGUAAUUUAAAGAGCUACAAGUCAGUCGACUAAUGAUGAAGCCAGUUCCCAGAGGCUUUAAUGAGAGGAGGUCAAGUCUCAGAGGAGGAAGCAGCCUUUCACUUUUGAUCUGUCUGCCCCUCCCCCAACACAUCUUCCCGUGUCCCUCUCUCUCUCUCACUCUCGCUCUCUCCCACUCUCUCUCUUUCCCUCCCCUUGCAUCAUAUUUUCUUUCCGUCUAAGGCUUCAGUGAGUCAACCAAGUGAACUUACAGUCCUCUCACCAGCAGAGAUUACCAGAGGUGUUGGGCGCUCGGGAUGCUCCGUGAAGAGCACAAAUGUUUGGAAGUGUCGGUUACUGUCAGUGAGCUGCUGAUCUGUUCUUGUGAAGUCACAGCUCAGUGAGAGAAGUGUUCACUCUCCAAUCUGUGACUUUGGUUAGAUGUUAUCAAAUGCAAUGAAUAACAAGUUUAUUUUACAGGGUAAAAAAAUCACAUUUCUAUAUGUCAGGGGCCGACUGUUUACAUGCUGAUCACAGUGAUGCACGAGCUCAGACUAAUAAUACAUAAACUAAUGAUGGGAAUUUUCUCUUACACUGCAGAAAUUUGUGCUUCAGUGCUUGUUUUCUAUAUACUCAUUGCAUGACAUGAUGCUUUUCAUCAGCUUUUGCUUUCCGUGUUGCAUUCAAAUGUGUGUUUUUUUUCCAGUAUAUUUAUGGAGCAAACAAAAAGCACUAACAUGCCAGGAAGGAAGUUGUUUUUACAUUUUUUUAGGUCAUGGUAAAAAACCUUAAAAAAUGUAAAAAAAAAAAAAAAAAAAAAAAAAAAAUCUUGACAAAACGCUUUUUUUGGUCAUAGUCCCUAACUUGUUUUUUCUGUUUAUAUGUGUGUAUAUCUAUAUCUAUAGAUAGAUAGAUAGAUAGAUAGAUAGAUAGAUAGAUAGAUAGAUAGAUAGAUAGAUAGAAUUACUAUGUAUUACUAUUGUAAUACAUGAAUAAAAGUAAAAGGGAUAUUCCACUGUAAAAUUAAGUUGGGUCAAACAUACCAUAACACCCAGUUAGACACCCCAUCGAGAGAUGAAUGUUUUUCUCUAAUUAUCCCAACGUUAGUAACGACCGCAGAUAGCAAUACACAGCGUUCUCAGGAGCCAUACACUGAACCAAAACGCCACUCUAUAGCCACAAAUAAUGCUCAGAACAGCGCCUAACUUCAUCAACAGUACAUAUAGGGUCCCAGCCACAGUACUAGCCACCAAACAUCUUUUUAACUUUGCCUGAUUUCUUUAGCAAAGAGACUAAACACAACUCACCUACUCUCUUCCAGCAGCACCUUGUUUGUAGCCAGACCUCAGACCAGUCCAUUACACACUGCUCCGGGGUGACACAGCUCAAGGAAGAACAUUUAUGAUAAUUUCUUCAUGGAAAUGCAAUCAGACCGAGAUGCUAAGGCAGAAGAACUACCGCGUCUGCAGUGCAAAAUGAUUGAUACGAUGAAUAUUACUUUGAGGAAAUGAUAAAGAAAUGAUCCUUUAUGUUCUGUUGAUGAAGUUAGGUGCUGUUCCGGCAACAUUCAUCUCUCAAUGGUGUGUUUGACCCAAACUCAAUUUUACUCUGGAAUAUCCCUUUAAUGCUUCGACAUAAAUUGACAGGUUUAAGACGGGUCUGUGACAACAUUCUAUGACAACCUUAAGAGUCUGAUAAUUAAGAGUGUGUUCGCUGAAUAGACGAACCUCGACAAAGUCUGCAUACAGUAGUACAGAAAGUAAAUAUGAAACUUCCUAUAGAAUCCACUCUGUGUGAGCACAGUAUUAUUCUGAGUAAUGCAGAUUUUGACAGAAAGCUUCAAAGAGAUUUCAAACAUUUAAGCACUCUGUCAGCAGUGAAAAUAAAUGAGUCCAUUUUUUGAGUUUUCCUACACAAACACACUCCCCAUUAAAUCUGCAGGCAGCUGAGACAGCAGGAUCUAUAGAUGAAUCAGCAGCAAAAUGAAGGAUGGAUCAAUAAAAUAUUUGAAAACACACACACACACACUCAGUCACACAGAGAGAGAGUUUCAAGAUAAGAUGAUUUGAGAAGUUAGGUAUUAGUUGUUUUCACCUUGACUUUGUCUCACUUUCUACUCUCUGGUUCUUGUUUUUGUGUUUCAGUAUGAUCUACUCCCUGGUUACCUCAUAUGACUGAUAUAUCAGCACCUGGAGAAAUUAUAAAAACUCUGGAUACACGGACUGCCAUUGUCUUGGUAAAGAAACAGAAAUUCAAAGUAAAGAGGAGAAACGUAUUUUGCUCUGAAGCCAAACAAAGGACUGGAAGGGGGUCAAAAAAUCUGCCUUUUUAUUUCUGUUUUCUGUCUGACUGUACAUAAGACUGAAGACUUAAACUCCUGUUUACAGAAUGACUGGUCAAAGAGAGACCUGAGUUAAUCACUGCCUGGCCAAUGUUUGUACCACACACACAUAGAAACACACACACACACACUCACACACGCACAACAUACACAUCAACAGCCUCCUCUGGGGUGGCAUCACACUGACCAUAUGGUGCCAGCACCCGCAGCCCAGAGGACGAAGAGCACAGUAGCGUUUGCACAGUUUGUCUCAGGCACAGCAUGGUGAAGCACUGUCCAGCCCAGCACAGCACAGCUCACCAUCCCCUCAGUCAUUCCUCCUCUACGCCUCACCAACCGUAGCUUCACUGGUGAGCCAGAAACCAGACACAGAUGGACAAAGGAUUGAUGGAUCUCACUGUACAGACAAGCAACAGCUCUGAGAGAAACACCAGAGCAGCUCGUUCCGAAUAUUUUCCACCGGAUGGGCCGCACAGUCCGUGGGUAGUCUGUGGGUCUUUCUUUCUAAAAUUAAGUGAAUGGCUUUUGUGAUGUGUGCAUCUCAGUGUAUUCUUUAACAAAAGACAUUUGUAAUUGAUUUAUGAUCUUCAGCAAAAGGUACUCUAUACAGCAAAUGCCUCCUUAGUGUUGUCCUAGUGUUGUUCUGUUGUGGGGAACUCAAGCUAACAACUGACACCUGUCAAAGCUUUUUUAGUAGAGGAGCACACAUUAUUUGCACAAUCAGUGUAUUCGAUCUUGCACAAUAUUUGCAAUAUUUGGCUAUGUUUAGUAGAGAUCAUUUAUGAUAGUUUAGCCACACAGGUGAAGGUCUUCCAACAUAUUAAAGACUCUCUAGCUCUUGUUGAAGACAGGGAGGCAAUGUGAAACUUUUCUAGCUCGGAUUCACACCAUGGUCCAAAAAAAUGUUGUCCUACAGUAAAUAAAUGGGUUUAUUUAUGUUCAUUUGUGAGAUACAGAUGGCUUGCCUCCAUGUUUUGUCUUAAAUGAUAUAUUUUGUAACCAUACCAUAGUGAGAUGGGAAUAAAAUAAGGUCAUAAGGGUGCCUAGAGUCAAUCUGUCUUUAUCUCUGAUUUGAAUAAAGGCAAGUGUAGCAGAUAAGACAAAACUUCAAUAUAUAUAAGGAUUUGUUAGAGUUUAUUGUCUGUAUAAUGACCCCCAGAGGGAAAGUUGUUUCUUUCUACACGUAGGUCAAAGGGCAAAAGUUGGUUAAGGUGGGUGUGCUGAUCACAGAAACUUCUGCAGGGCGGGUGUUUGAACCUGCAACCAUUUGUAGCACAGUUUUCUAACCAUCAGGCCAUUCCUCGAGUCUUCACCAUUGUCUUCACACGAUGAGCUCGCCCUACAAGUCGACACUGUCAGCGGAGAGGACUGCCCAGUUCUUGUUGUUUUUUCUCUUACUCUAAUUCAAACAUUUUCUAUCCUUUCUGUGUAUGUGACCAAAAAAGUUGAAUUUAGAUAUUGUUUAUGAAAUAAAAUAUUCAAAAAUCAAAC
This is a messenger RNA of Xyrichtys novacula (pearly razorfish), 78645 nucleotides long. The record is from the annotation of a GenBank genome assembly. Lineage: Eukaryota; Metazoa; Chordata; Actinopteri; Labriformes; Labridae.